Messenger RNA from Pelobates cultripes (western spadefoot toad), 88137 nucleotides. The record is from the annotation of a GenBank genome assembly. Lineage: Eukaryota; Metazoa; Chordata; Amphibia; Anura; Pelobatidae.
AUGCCGGAAGGAGCCUUGCAGGAGAGCAGAAAAAGAAUAACCGGUGGGUACAGAGCACCUUUCAGAAGUAUUCACCCGCUUUUACAUUUACAAUCCGGAGUUAAAAUGGGUUUUAACGCAAUGUUUGUUUCACACUUUAUCACUAACACUUUGAAGGUGCCAGAUAUUUUUAAUGUGACACAAAAAAGUUAUUUAAAAGGAACAAGCAGACAGUGGUUGAUUUCAUUAGUAUUCACCCCCCGGAGUCCAUGCUUAGUGGAGCUACUUUUGGCUCCAGUUACAGAUGUGAGUCUUUUGUGGUAAGUCUGCCCCAGCUUCGCACAUCUGGAUCCUGGCAGCGUUUGACCAUUUUUCUUGGUAAAAUUGCUCUCUGUCUGUCAGGUUGGACGGGAUGGUUGGUGAACAGCAGUUUUCUGUCUUCCCACAGAUUCUCAAUCAUAUGGGGGUCUGGGCUUUUACUGGGAACUUUCAGAUUUUGCUUUAAACCCCUCCAGUGGAACUGUGGCUGUGUGUUUAGGGUCAUUAUCACAUAACAGGUUUUCCUCCAGAAUUGGCUCCAUCCAUCUUGUCCUUAAUCCUGGCAAGGUUCCCAGCCGAUGAAACGCAUCGUCAUAAUGUGAUGUUACCAGCACCAAGCCUCCCCCGUAGGGAUAACCUUCUCGAAGGAUGAGCAGUUGUUUAUAUGAGAUUCAUGUCGAGGAAGAUUUAUCAAAGUGUUUGUAAAAGUAAAACAAAAAAAGGGGGGUCUCACAAAUGAAAUAUGUAUGUUGGUUCCAUUGGUUUCCAUAGUGAUUGUAUAACUCUUAGUACGUUGCACUAGAUUUUAGAACAUGAUACUUCGAUAAAUCUCCCACCUGAUGUUUUGUGUCCGGGCCAAAAAUGUUAAUUUGGGUCUUGUCGGACCAGAGACCCGAUGUACACCUCUUUACUGCUUCUUUGCCUUUUGGUAAAUUCCAAAUGUGAUGUGAUGUGAUUUGCAUCUUUCCUUUCACUACACAACCAUUAAGCCCAUGGGACAUUUCUGCCAUCUAAAGAGUAGAUCUCUCUGUCUCUUUCAGAGUUACCAAAUGACCUGUAUACUUAUCUCUCGGCUAAUGAUCGCCUUACCCUGCCAGAGAGUUUUGUUGGAUGGCCCUUCUACCAACAGACUCGUUAUAGUCUUUCCAGCUUUCACUAAUGGAUUUGACAAUGCUCCGGAGUUAACAAAGCUCCAAUUUUAUCGCAGACUUGUUUUGACAACUCCUUAGCUUUGUGUUUUGUUUUUUUAUGUUGUUGAUCUCAAACAAAUCUGGAACUCCAGGAACAGGUGUAUUUAUUUUAAAACCUUGUUACACCUCCCUGGCUGUCAAUCAGACAUCAAGUCAUGUUACUUCCUGGUUUGUUUAUCUCAGUGGAGAUAAACUUAAAGGACCACUAUAGUGCCAGGAAAACAUACUCGUUUUCCUGGCACUAUAGUGCCCUGAGGGUGCCGCCACCCUCAGGGACACCCUCCCGCCCGUCUCUGGAAAGGGGAAAGGGGUAAAAACUUACCUUUUUCCAGCGCUGGGCGGGGAGCUCUCCUCCUUCUCUCGUCCUCCAUUCCUCCUCCUGGGCUGAAUGCGCACGCGCGGCAAGAGCUGCGCGCGCAUUCAGCCCGUCGCAUAGGAAAGCAUUUACAAUGCUUUCCUAUGGACGCUUGCGUGCUCUCACUGUGAAAAUUACAGUGAGAAGCACGCAAGCGCCUCUAGUGGCUGUCAAUGAGACAGCCACUAGAGGAUUAGGGGGAAGGCUUAACCCAUUCAUAAACAUAGCAGUUUCUCUGAAACUGCUAUGUUUAUAAAAAAAAUGGGUUAACCCUAGCUGGACCAGGCACCCAGACCACUUCAUUAAGCUGAAGUGGUCUGGGUGCCUAGAGUGGUCCUUUAAGAGGCGGCAACUGCCCAGAGCUGCAGGCAAGAGCGUCCCUUUAAUUCAUUUUUAUUUUACAAUUAAAAUAUUUUGCAGCUUCAAACGUUGAGAUUUAUUAUUUGUUUCUACGUUGUAUAAAUCAAAUGGUUUAAAAUUAAUUUGAAUUCUGGGCUGAAACAGUACGAAAUAAGAAAACCUUUAGAGGGGAUUAAAAUAUAUGCAGUUUACCUAUUGUAUCUGCUGGAGCAAAAUAUCAACUGAGUAUAGCAGAGUAGAAUAUUACUAUAUAUAUAUGUCCAGGAGCAAUAUUUAUCUCAACUGAGAGUUAAUAUCCCAGAAUUGGACCUUAGAUAAUGAAGAUUUUCCAUCACUUUGUUGAUAACCCACAGCAUGAUUUAGGAAGGGGAGUAAUUCCUAGAUUACUUUUUAUAUUGGAAUGCUCUGCAGAAUAUGUUAGCAUAAUGUAAAUAAUGACUACAUUCUGUAAUGUAAUAUAUAAUAGAUUAUUCAAUGACUCUGUAUGAUAUAAUAUAAGAUUAUAAUUGCAUUGUAUUCCCUAAUUCUGAUUAACAUCUCACAGUGUGAUACGACAGGGUUAAAUAACACGGUUAUUCACUGAUUCUGGAAAAUACCCCACAAUGUUAAAUAAGAAGCUCAGGCAGAGAGGUUAUUAACUGCCUUAUAUCCCCCCAACAAUAAAGCUAGAUAAUUAUCUUAUUUGGUGGUGCUGGUUUGUUGCACACACUGUUAUAUAAUUGGGUUAGAAUGUACGGUGCAAUAAAACUAGCUUUUAAGGGUUAUUUCAAGCACCAUCACCACUUCACAGUUUUGAAAUGGUUAUGGUACCUGGAGUCUGCACAUACAGAAUUUAACCUCUCUGCUGCCAGAGGUGCAAAACACCAACUCUGGUUGUGUAACUGGGGCUUCACAGCUCCAUGCUGGGUACAGGUGUAUGGGUACUGGUAUAUGAGAAGAAGUGUAUGAGUACAGGUGUAUGAAUGCAACUGUAAACCCAAUUCUAAAGAAGCCCAACCUUGACCCUAACUCCCCGUCCAACUACCUUCCUAUCUCGCUACUGCCUUUUGCGUCCAAGAUCCUUGAAAUAGUUGUGUAUGUGAGAUUGACAGACUUCCUCGAGUCCAACUCUCUGCUAGUCCCGCUUCAGUCUGGAUUCGCGCGCGUCACUCUGUUUAAACAGCUGUGACCAAAGUAUCCAAUGUUCUACUCGCUGCAAAAUCUCGUGGUGACUACUCUAUCCUAAUUCUCCUUGACCUUUCUGCGGCUUUUGACAGUGUUGAUCAUCAACAGCUUCUUCUCAUCCUCCGCAAUAUCGGUCUACAAGAUAUUGCUCUCUGCUGGUGCUCCUCCUACCUCUCCCAGCGCUCUUACAGUGUUUCUUUCUCUGGCUCAGCUUCUUCUCCCCAACUCCUCUCUAUUGGUGUCCCCCAAGGUUCAGUCCUUGGUCCCCUACUGUUCUCCAUCUAUACUGCCUCCCUUGGUAAACUCAUUAGCUCGUUUGGCUUCCAAUAUCAUUUCUUUGCGGAUGACACGCAAAUCUAUCUGUCCUCUCGUGGUCUCUGACUGCCUCUCUGCUAUUUCUAACUGGAUGGCUGCCCACUUCCUUAAACUUAACUUGACCAAAACUGGUCUUUCCUCCCUCAAGUGUUUCUACUCAAGUGUCUGUCUCCCUCCAAGUCAACGGUGCUACCAUCAGCUCCACCACGCAGGCUCGCUGCCAGGUGUUUUCUGUUACUCCGACCUCUCCUUCACGCUUCAUAUUUAGUCUAUCGCCAAAUUCUGCCGCUUCCAUCUCAAAAACAUUGCAAGCAUCCGACCCUACUUAAUGCCAGAUGCGACUAAGGUGCUGGUCCAUUCCACUGUCCUUUCUCGCCUUGACUGCUGUAAUCCGCUUCGCAGUGGAUUUACGUGCUCCCAACUUGCGCCGUUACAGUUCAUAAUGAAUGCAGCGGCGAGGCUCAUCUUCCUGUCCGCCCGCACCUCACCCUUCUGUCAGUCCCUACAUUGGCUUCCUAUGAGAUAUAGAGCUCAAUUUAAAAUUCUGGUUAUUGCUUUCAAAUCUCUACAUAAUGCUGCUCCCACCUAUCUAUCCUCCCUAAUAUACAAGUAUUGCUGAAGACUUACAUCUAUCUUCUGUCCGUACUUCCACCUCUGAUGCUCGCUUUCAAGACUUCUCGAGGGCCGCACCGUUCCUGUGGAACUCACUUCCCUCCUCCGUUAGAUGCUCACCCAGUCUCCACUCCUUCAAAAAAUCAUUAAAAACCCACUUCUUCAUAAAAGCGUAUCAAUUAAACUGUUAAUAGCUCCCGACUGAUUCCUCUCUUGCAACUGUCAUUAGUCUAAUACUAUCCUUACCUUUUGUGUCACUUUACCCCACUCCCUCUAGCAUGUAAGCUCAUUGAGCAGGGCUUUCAACCCCUCUGUUCCUGUGUGUCCAACUUGUCUGGUUACAACUACAUGUUUGUUCGUCCACCCACUGUAAAGCGCUGCAGCACUUGUUGGUGCUAUAUAAAUAACAACAUAAUAAUAAUAAUAAUAAUAAUACUACAGGUGUAUGUGUACAGAUAUAUAGGUAGAGGUGUAUAGAUAGAGGUGUAUGGGUACAGGUGUAUGAGUACAGGUGUAGGGGAACGGUGUAUGGGUACAGGUGUAUUUGUACAGGUGUAUAGGUAGAUGUAUAUGGGUACAGGUAAAUGGGUAGAGGAGUAUAGGUAGAGAUGUAUGGGCACAGGUGUAGGGGAAAAGUGUAUGGGUACAGGUAUAUGGGUAGAGGUUUGUUGGUACAAGUGUAUAGGUAGAUGUGUAUUGGUACAGGUAAAUGAGUAGAGGUGUAUGAGUUCAGGUGUACGUGAAAGGUAUAUUGGUAGAUAUGUAUAGAUAGAGGUGUAUGGGUACUUGUGUAGGGGAAAGGUGUAUAGGUAAAGGUGUAUGGGUACAGGUAUAUGGGUAGCAGUGUAUAGGUGAAUGGGUACAAUGGGAAAGGUGUAUAGGUAAAGGUGUAUAUGUAGAUGUGUAUGGGUACAGGUAAUUGGUAGAUGCGUAUAGGUACAGGUGUAGGGGAAAGGUAUAUAUGGGUAGAUGUGUAUAGAUAGAAGUGCAUGGGUACAGGUGUAGGGGAAAGGUGUAUGGGUACAGGUAUAUGGGUAGAUGUGUAUAGAUAGAGGUGUAUUGGUACAGGUGUAUAGGUAGAGGUGUAUGGGUUCAGGUAUAUGGGUAGAGGUGUAUAGAUAGAGAUGUAUGGGUACAGGUAAAGUAUUAUGGGUACAGGUAUAUGGGUAGCAGUGUAUAGGUAGAGGUGAAUGGGUACAAUGGGAAAGGUGUAUAUGUAGAUGUAUAUGGGUACAGGUAAUUGGUAGAGGCGUAUAGGUACAGGUAAAUGGGUACAGGUGUAUGGGUACAGGUGUAGGGGAAAUCUAUUUAGAUAUAUAUAGGUAUUGAAUUUGUCCAAAGUUCUAGUCGGGGUGAACUUUAAACCUUUUUCAGGUAUUUUUUGCUGAGGUAUAGAUAAUGUCCUGCUUGUUAGAUUAAAAAUGCCGGUUUGGUUCACUGUCUGUCUUUCUUUCAGUGAACCAAAUCUAAGUUUUAUAGAAAGGAGAACCUUGAGAGAGCUUAAAAAUGACACCUCACUGGUAAUUAAAGCAGUGGAUAAGGGGGGAGGGAUUGUUCUUCUAGAACGAGAGGACUACAUAGAUGAGUCAAAUAGAUUGCUCAACGACACUAAAACCUAUAUAAUACUACACAAAGAUCCGACCAAUGAUAUUAAGGUACACUACCAUAAACUAAUUGAUAAAGGGAAAUUGGAAGGCAUCCUUAACAAACAAGAACCAGAGUUUUUAAACAUUCACCACCCCAAAAUUACGAUAUUUUAUUACCUUCCAAAAAUUCACAAAAGCAUCACCAAACCACCUGGACGGCCGAUCGUUUCAGGCACAGGUUCCAUGUCUAGUAGACUCUCACAGUACAUUGAUAGAUGUCUACAACCCACAGUCCAAAAAUGUCCCAGUUACCUUAAGGACACCAUGAACAUCUUACAAAUUCUGGGACAAACUACAUGGGACAAUGACUAAUUUUUGGUCACGGCGGACGUAAAUUUGCUCUACACAAUAAUAGAACACACUAAGGGCUGUGAACCCACCAAAUAUUUUCUAGAACAUUCAGGAGAAUUUCCUGAGUCACAAAUAGGCUUUCGGACUGCUUUGGACGGCAACUUCAUUGUUUGGACUGAACAUUUGUGGUAUUUUUUAUUUUGUUGUUUUAAUUUACCUUACAUUUUGGUUAAUACAUUUAUUCAAGUCCCACAUCUUGCCAGUGUCCUCUUAAAGGCACAGUGCACAUUAUUCUGAGAGCCCAGUACUUUGGCUCUCAACAAGGUGAGCAGUGACUACCUUACUUUAUUCACGUUUUUAGUGAGGAUAAUACACUAUAUUUUGUCUUAUCUCUCCUUAUCUCUCUGAGUACUCAACAUCUCUACACUGAAGAAGUUUUGGUAUUCUCUUAAAAUACCUCUACGCAUGAGAUUUGAGCCUAUCCCCAUAAGGCUCUGCACCAUGUGAGUGUGCUUCAUACGAAAAAUAUAAUAUUCUACUUGUUUAGACAUACUGCACCAUAUUUUGUCUAUUUUUCUCUCUUAGACACUCUGUUUUAACUAUAUUCCCUUAUUUAAGGGUAAGUGUAUAAAUUUAGCGCUCCGCUGUUUUUUGUUUGAUGUGGUGGGUUCUCGCCACUCAAACAAUAUUUCACUAUCUGGUUUGCAUGUUUUUGGGUUAAGUAAGAGGUAUUAACACAAGUGUUGAGCAGCUUUUCAAACUUUUGAUGUAAAUUUACCUUUAGCGCCUUACAUUGACACAGCACCUUUGGUUUAUCUCUUUUGUAAAGAUAGAAAUAUAUGAAUUCACAAUUAAAGUCCAUGGGAUUUUUUGCAGAGAAAUUUUUGAAAUUGAAACGUAUUGCAAUGAUUUCUGAAUCCGAUUCAAACUAAUUAAAUUGAGGCUGUAGAGUGUAGACGUGGGGAAAUGUCUUGACUUCUCCUGUUUGUGGAUAAUACAGAUUGUCCCAUGCUUUAAUAGUCUUCUGCUCAAAACGAGUUAUACAAGUAUUUAGUUCUUAUAGAACCCACCAGCUCCUCACUUGUUACAAUUAAGACCUUGAUUUAAUAUUGUUGGAUAAGCUUUUCAUAGAACAAUCUGUUAGAAAAACGUUUCAGUCGAGGGGGCUGAAGAUACUGGAAGUUCCACACCCCCCAUCUCUGAUUAAAUCUCUCUGCGUCUGUAAUAUUACUAGCCCUUGUGUUGAGUACAGUCUAGAACACUCAAUUCCCAUGAAACAUAGCUUAAUUAGCCAUUAUUUCUGUCUCUCAAUUCAUUAUUCUCAUUCUUAUCUCAUUCUCUCGGUUUCUUUCCUUUUAUUAUUAAUUCCCAUCUAUGUAAUUCUUUCUAUCUUUCCUCCUCUUUUCCCAAGUGACAUUUAGACUGCUAUGUCUGGUUUCCUGAAUGGGAUCGGUAAUUACAUAGGACUUCCUCAAAUUAUCCGCAUUCCCAUUGCCACUGGUUAAGGCUCUCUCAGUGACGAUGCCGAUUUAACAAUCUAUGUACUGUAAUAAUGUAUAUGUCGCGUUCUAUAAUCUGACUCAUUCAGUAAUACACUAUGUUGUUCUUUUCUGAAAGUAAACUUGUCACAGAACGUUCACAGCACAUAAAGCCAUUAAUACAUAAUUGAUCUUAAUAAUAAGUGAUAAAUCCAACUGCUUCAUGUGAGAUAUGAGUUUCUCCUCUUUAGUGCCACUGUGUCAUCAUCUUGAUGGGUGUUACACUGAUGUAAUACCAGUCUCCAGCUCUGACCGGUUUCUUACCCGAGUCUAACAUAAGUGGACUUGAUCGAGUACAUUUGUACCUUGGAGGCACAGCUCCUGUAGCUGAUGUGGGAGAGUUGUCUGAAGAAGGGUUCUCCUGCUUCUCUCCUGUCACUCAAUAUUUGACGUAGUAGUACUAUCAGUAUCAAGCUUGAGACUGGCUACCCUGGAAUGUGAUAUUAUUUGGUUAGAAACAAUUAUUUAUAUAGAGGCAAUAUAUUCCACAGCGCUGUACAAUAGAUUAUAGAGUAAUUCUCUGACUAUGGUUAGUAACCUAGACUGUGAUAUAAUAUGUUAUAAGCAUAUGCUCCGAGUCUGGUUAGUAAUCUAGACUGUCAUAGGCUUGAGAAGGCUUUAAAAUCGUUGAAAUGUUGUUUAGUGUUUCUUAAUAAACUACAUGAUAAUAUGUCUAACUAAAAUCUAAAUAAAGAUUGUCAAAAAAAAAUAAAUUCCAUUACAUGGUUUAUUGGGUGACUCGUUCUGCUUUAGAAUAUAAUAAAAUUAAUUUAUAAUAUUACUUUCCUUCUUUCUUUAAAAAUAAACCUAUGGUGUAAUAGUCCUUGACUUAGUAUAAUUGGUUAACCUUUUGACAUGAUUUAAUACUUUGAAAAAUAUUUUAAUAUUUAGAAUUUUUUAAUGUGUCGAUAUAUGUUUUUACAAAUUAUAAACGUUUUUGAUUUUAAUAUUUUGAAAAAAUAUUAUUAAAAAAUAUGAAAUCAUUUGAAAAGCUUUUCCAAUAAUAUUAAAUAGAGGUCGUAAUAUUGAUUUAUGUGGCUAUUGUAGUUUCUAGUUUUGUUUAACCCUAUAUGCACAGCUAACAUUUUAUCUCUGCUUUUUUGGUAUGCCAGCUGUCCCCAGGCCAUCGUCUGUCAGUUCUCUGAGUGGCAUCGUCGCCGGGAUGUCAGGCAGCUGUACAUCAGUUAAUACAGUUUGUUCGGAUAGUGACCGGCCGGUCAGCCUCAGCUCCUCGGCUUCCUCAGCCUCUCUGCAGGACAGUCAUAGUUCUUUUGGCAGCAUUGGAACUCUGGGAUCUGCCCAAUAUAACAACCCAUAUACCCAGCAAAAUGGUAGUGACAUCAGUCUGGACCUCACUCCCGUGGUCCAGCUGGAGGGUGAGCCUGAGGUACUUGCUGCAGAAAAUGUCUUCCUGGAUUACCCAUGGUCUCCCAUACUCCGAAAAGCGAAAGAUCCCAAAACCAAACUCUCGCAUAUGGACAGAGUAAUCCUUGAAAUUCUCGAAACCGAGCAGGCAUAUGUCAGGGACCUCAAGAGCAUCGUAGAGGUGAGAGGUUUUCUCUAAACUCUGGCCACUGAAAACAGAUCAUUUGUUCAAAGUACAUUAUAGCUAAUGCUUCCUCUAAUCCAUUCAAUAACCAUCAUAUCUAAUGCUUCCUCUAAUCCAUUCAAUAACCAUCAUAUCUAAUGCUUCCUCUAAUCCAUUCAAUACCCGUCAUAUUUAAUGCUUCCUCUAAUCCAUUCAAUAACCGUCAUAUCUAAUGCUUUCUCUAAUCCAUUCAAUAACCGUCAUAUCUAAUGCUUCCUCUAAUCCAUUCAAUACCCGUCAUAUCUAAUGCUUCUUCUAAUCCAUUCAAUAACCAUCAUAUCUAAUGCUUCCUCUAAUCCAUUCAAUAACCAUCAUAUCUAAUGCUUCCUCUAAUCCAUUCAAUAACUGUCAUAUCUAAUGCUUCCUCUAAUCCAUUCAAUACCCGUCAUAUCUAAUGCUUCUUCUAAUCCAUUCAAUAACCAUCAUAUCUAAUGCUUCCUCUAAUCCAUUCAAUAACCAUCAUAUCUAAUGCUUCCUCUAAUCCAUUCAAUAACCGUCAUAUCUAAUGCUUUCUCUAAUCCAUUCAAUAACCGUCAUAUCUAAUGCUUCCUCUAAUCCAUUCAAUAACUGUCAUAUCUAAUGCUUCCUCUAAUCCAGUCAAUAACCAUCAUAUCUAAUGCUUCCUCUAAUCCAUUCAAUAACCAUCAUAUCUAAUGCUUCCUCCAAUCCAGUCAAUAACCAUCAUAUCUAAUGCUUCCUCUAAUCCAUUCAAUAACCGUCAUAUCUAAUGCUUCCUCUAAUCCAUUCAAUAACCGUCAUAUCUAAUGCUUCCUCUAAUCCAUUCAAUAACCGUCAUAUCUAAUGCUUUCUCUAAUCCAUUCAAUAACCGUCAUAUCUAAUGCUUCCUCUAAUCCAUUCAAUAACUGUCAUAUCUAAUGCUUCCUCUAAUCCAGUCAAUAACCAUCAUAUCUAAUGCUUCCUUCAAUCCAUUCAAUAGCCAUCAUAUCUAAUGCUUCCUCUAAUCCAUUUGUUAAUAACCGUCAAAUCUAAUGCUUCCUCUAAUCCUUUCAUUAAUAAGCGUCAUAUCUAAUGCUUCCUGUAAUCCAUUCAAUAAUAACGAUCAUAUCUAAUGCUUCCUCUAAUCCAUUCAAUAACCAUCAUAUCUAAUACAUUCAUUAAUAACCAUCAUAUCUAAUGCUUCCUCUAAUCCAUUCAAUAACUGUCAUAUCUAAUGCUUCCUCUAAUCCAGUCAAUAACCAUCAUAUCUAAUGCUUCCUUCAAUCCAUUCAAUAGCCAUCAUAUCUAAUGCUUCCUCUAAUCCAUUUGUUAAUAACCGUCAAAUCUAAUGCUUCCUCUAAUCCUUUCAUUAAUAAGCGUCAUAUCUAAUGCUUCCUGUAAUCCAUUCAAUAAUAACGAUCAUAUCUAAUGCUUCCUCUAAUCCAUUCAAUAACCAUCAUAUCUAAUACAUUCAUUAAUAACCAUCAUAUCUAAUGCUUCCUCUAAUCCAUUCAUUAACUAUCAUAGCUAAUGCUUCCUCCAAUCCAUUCAAUAACCAUUAAAUCUAAUGCUUCCUCCAAUCCAUUCAAACUAUCAUAUCUAAUACUUCCUGUAAUCCAUUUAUUAACCAUCAUAUUUACUGUUUCUUCUAAUCCUGGGGUUCCCAAACUGUGUGCCACGGCAUCCUGGGGUGCUGCAACAGGCACACAGGGGAGCCACAAGAUAUUUUCCCGGUGCUAUGAUCAUAGCACCGGAAACUGUGCCUCCCUCUCCCCUGCCGGCUCUGCAGGACCAGAGAGGAGAUCAGAGAUGCUGGCAGUCAGCAGGGGAGAGAGAGGGGACCCAGGGGAGCUCUAAACUGCAGCUCUGUGGCAACACUCCAAGUCUCGCAAGAGAGAACUCUAGAAGCCCAUGAGUUCACUCUCACCACUGGGACCACCAGAGCUUCCCCACAAGACCACCAGGGAUUGCAGGAAAUAUCCCCCCACCAGGCAAAGGUAAGCAGGGAGGGGGGAUAUGAAAAUUAUUAUUUUUAAUUAAAAAGAAAAAAAUAUAUAUUCAUGAAUUUGCCCUCCCACCUCCACAGACCCCACACCACACAAUAACUCCCCCAUACACACACACAUACUGCCCCCAUACACAAACACACUACCCCAUACAAACAAUUACCCCCAUUCACACAGACUGCCCAUCCAUACACACAAACUGUAUCCCUCACACAACCUGCCGCCACAGAUAUUGUACCCUCAUACAACCUGCCCCCACACACAUACACACUGUACCCCUCACGCAAAAGCUGCCACAUAUACACACGCACACUGCACUCUCCCCCCGUAUACACACACUGCCCCCAUACACACACACUGCCCCCAUACACACAAUUGCUCCCCACACACACUGUACCCUUUAUACAACCUGCCCCCAUACACAAACACACUGUACCCCUCACGCACAAGUUGCCCUACAUACACACACACACACUGCAUCCCUCACAAACACUACUGCCCCUAUCCCCUUCUACAGCCCCUAUCCCGGCAGAUGCCAGGUAAGUUGUCAAACUGUUCUUAAACAGUUUUGCUACUUACUCUGGGAGGCACUACUGGCACCAUAACCACUACAAAGUGCUGUAGUGGUUAUUGUGCCUGGAUUGUUUCUUUAUAUAAUCUAUCAGUGCCCCUCCCAAGAUUAGGUUUUGGAUCUGCGACUGAACGGCAAGCAUUUCUGCCGAACAGGGGCCCAGUAUAUGCCGCUGCGCUGUCUGUACAUAUAUACAACCUAGAAAACAAUUUGACUUAGGGCGCCUUGGAAAAAUAUUAAAAUAUUAAGGGCACCUUGAACCUAAAAAGUUUGGGAACCACUUUUCUAAUCCAUUCUUCCAUUCUGCUCAUUUAAAAUUGAAUAUAAACUGCCCCUGUACAUCUCCUCAUGUUUACUUUGUUUCCGUAGAAAGUUUUUCUGCUGGUGAAUGUUUUAUUGAGAUACAAUUUACUGGUAACAUACAGGUUACAAUGUUCAAUGUAAAUCUGCAAAUCUAGUCCUUGACUUAAUACUGUUGGAUAAGUAUUUCAAAUUAUUGAAUGUUUUUGGAUAAACUUUUAAAAUUAAACAAUAGGAAAAAUAAUAGUUAACAUAGCAGCGACUGCUCGAAUAGAUCUGUACCACUGAUUUAGGUGUGAGGAAGCUCAGAAUUCAAUAUCCAAGUUUUUUCCACAGUUUAGGUUUAACAUAGAAACAUAGAAUGUGACGGCAGAUAAGAACCAUUCGGCCCAUCUAGUCUGCCCAAUUUUCUAAAUACUUUCAUUAGUCCCUAGCCUUAUCUUAUAGUUAGGAUAGCCUUAUGCCUAUCCCACGCAUGCUUAAACUCCUUUACUGUGUUAACCUCUACCACUUCAGCUGGAAGGCUAUUCCUUGCAUGCACUACCCUCUCAGUAAAGUAAUACUUCCUGAUAUUUUUAAACCUUUGUCCCUCUAAUUUAAGACUAUGUCCUCUUGUUGUGGUAGUUUUUCUUCUUUUAAAUAAAGUCUCCUCCUUUACUGUGUUGAUUCCCUUCAUAUAUUUAAAUGUUUCUAUCAUAUCCCCCCUGUCUCGUCUUUCCUCCAAGCUAUACAUGUUAAGAUCCUUUAACCUUUCCUGGUAAGUUUUAUCCUGCAAUCCAUGAACCAGUUUAGUAGCCCUUCUCUGAACCCUCUCUAAAGGUAUCAAUAUCCUUCUGAAGAUACGGUCUCCAGUACUGUGUACAAUACUCCAAGUGAAGUCUCACCAGUGUUCUGUACAAUGGCAUGAGCACUUCCCUCUUUAUACUGCUAAUACCUCUCCCUAUACAACCAAGCAUUCUGCUAGCAUUUCCUGCUGCAUUGUCUGCCUACCUUUAAGUCAUCAGAAAUAAUCACCCCUAAAUCCCUUUCCUCAUAUGUUGAGGUUAGGACUCUAUCAAAUAUUAUGUACUCUGCCCUUGGGUUUUUACGUCCAAGAUGCACUUAUCCACAUUAAAUGUCAGUUGCCACAAUUCUGACCAUUUUUCUAGUUUACCUAAAUCAUUUGCCAUUUGGCUUAUCCCUCCUGGAACAUCAACCCUGUUACAUAUCUUAGUAUCAUCAGCAAAAAGACAUACCUUACCAUCAAGACCUUCUGCAAUAUCACUAAUAAAAAUAUUAAAGAGAAUGGGUCCAAGUACAGAUCCCUGAGGUACCCCACUGGUGACAAGUCCAAGCUUCGAAUAUAUUCCAUUAACUACAACCCUCUGUUGCCUGUCACUCAGCCACUGCCUUACCCAUUCAACAAUAUUGGAAUCCAAACUUAAAGAUUGCAGUUUAUUGAUAAGCCUUCUAUGUGCAACAGUGUCAAAAACCUUACUGAAAUCUAGGUAAGCAAUGUCUACUGCACCACCCUGAUCUAUAAUUUUAGUUACCCAAUCAAAAAAAUCAAUAAGAUUAGUUUGGCAUGAUCUCCCUGAAGUAAACCCAUGUUGUCUCUGAUCUUGAAAUCCAUGUGUUUUUAGAUGUUCAUCAAUCCUAUCCUUUAACAUGGUUUCCAUCACUUUCCCCACUACUGAAGUAAGGCUUACUGGCCUAUAGUUGCCCGACUCCUCCCUAUUACCUUUCUUGUAAAUGGGCACAACAUUUGCUAACUUCCAAUCUUCUGGGACUACUCCUGUUAACAAUGAUUGGUUAAAUAAAUCUGUUAAUGGUUUUGCUAGUACACCACUAAGCUCUUUUAAUAGCUUUGGGUGUAUUCCAUCAGGUCCCAUUGACUUAUUUGUCUUUAUUUUUGACAGUUGAAAUAGAACCUCUUCCUCUGUAAACUCACGUGUAAUAAAUGACUCAUUUAUCCUUUUUCUCAACUGAGGUCCCUUUCCUUCAUGUUCAUCUGUAAAUACAGAACAAAAAUAUUCAUUGAGCCAGUCAGCCUGACCUUUAUCCUCUUCUACAUACCUCCCUUCUUUUGUUUUUAAUCUAACUAAUCCUUGUUUUACUUUUCUUUUCUCAUUUAUGUAUCUAAAAAAUGUUUUAUCCCCCUUUUUUACUGACUGUGCUAUUUUCUCUUGUGUGUGUGAUUUGGAAGCUCUUAUAACUUGCUUAGCCUCUUUCUGCCUAAUCUUAUAGAUCAUUCGGUCUUCCUCACUCUGGUUUUUUUAACAUCACCUUGUAAUCUCAGAAUUUCGCAACUAUAGGAGAUGGACUUACUUUUAACAUCCUUCUUGAAAAGAUCAUUUAUUUUUUAUUUUUUUGUUUAAGAACUCAUUAUGUAGGAUAUGGCUUCCUAGGUAGUUUUUGUAUUCUCAAACACGUAAAAAUCUCUCUUGGAAAAAAAUCUUAGUUUUGUAAUAUGUAUGUAUAUAUACACAUUAUUUUUUAUGUGAUUUAUUUUUUGAACUUUUAAUAUUUAAAAAAAAAAUAAUUUUAAAAGUUUGUCCGUUAAUAUUAACGAAUUUGUAAAGCUUAUCCAACAAAACGUUAGAUAAGUACAAAAUGUUGAAGUAAAAUGAAAGUUUGAGGAGGUAAAUGCCAUGUCCGUGAUCCUAACUGAGCUAACACAAGUAAAUGUCCCUUUGUGAUGUAAUUGGCACAGGACACCGAGAGAAGCCCUGUCAAUCAUUGUUAUAAGCUCCGCCCUUUACACCUGGCAGUCAGUAUAGAGAGAGCCACCUCCAUCUUAGCUCCCUGUCAAUCAUUGUUAUAAGCUCCGCCCUUUACACCUGGCAGUCAGUAUAGAGAGAGCCACCUCCAUCUUAGCUCCCUGUCAAUCAUUGUUAUAAGCUCCGCCCUUUACACCUGGCAGUCAGUAUAGAGAGCCACCUCCAUCUUAGCUCCCUGUCAAUCAUUGUUAUAAGCUCCGCCCUUUACACCUGGCAGUCAGUAUAGAGAGAGCCACCUCCAUCUUAGCUCCCUGUCAAUCAUUGUUAUAAGCUCCGCCCUUUACACCUGGCAGUCAGUAUAGAGAGAGCCACCUCCAUCUUAGCUCCCUGUCAAUCAUUGUUAUAAGCUCCGCCCUUUACACCUGGCAGUCAGUAUAGAGAGAGCCACCUCCAUCUUAGCUCCCUGUCAAUCAUUGUUAUAAGCUCCGCCCUUUACACCUGGCAGUCAGUAUAGAGAGAGCCGCCUCCAUCUUAGCUCCCUGUCAAUCAUUGUUAUAAGCUCUGCCCUUUACACCUGGCAGUCAGUAUAGAGAGAGCAUACAAAGAGCAGGAGACAUAAAACAAUGUGUCUAUUUCGCCUCUUCAUUUACUUUGUUUUGUCCGGGCUUUGCCUUGUAUGGUUAUGAUGUAAUUUGCUAAAUCUUUUAAAUAAUUAUUUAAAUAAAACAGAGCAUCUUGUGCAGAUGAGGUGAACACAGGUUAUCAGUAAUUUCCAGUGGAGGGACAGUUCCCUUUCAAACCUGGGAGUUUGGUUUCACUGACUGGAAUAGUCACAGAAGAUUGACGUGGACCCAUCUCCUCUCAUUUGCUUGUAGAGAGGAUCAUUAUUUGAUUGGCAGUUGGAAUUAUUGAUAGUUAUAUGUAUGUUUGACCACUAGGGGAAGUGGUUAGUCCACCUUAUUGCACCCUUCUCAUAUUGUUACAAACUGUACUGGGCUCCAUGCCACUAUCCACUAGGGGAAGUGGUUAAUCCAUCUUAUUGCACCCUUCUCAUAUUGUUACAAACUGUACUGGGCUCUAUGCCGCUAUCCACUAGGGGAAGUGGUUAGUCCACCUUAUUGCACACUUCUCAUAUUAUUACAUACUGUACUGGGCUCUAUGCCGAUAUCCACUAGGGGAAGUGGUUAGUCCACCUUAUUGCACCCUUCUCAUAUUGUUACAUGCUGUACUGGGCUCUAUGCCGCUAUCCACUAGGGGAAGUGGUUAGUCCACCUUAUUGCACCCUUCUCAUAUUGUUACAUGCUGUACUGGGCUCUAUGCCGCUCUCCACUAGGGGAAGUGGUUAGUCCACCUUAUUGCACCCUUCUCAUAUUGUUACAUGCUGUACUGGGCUCUAUGCCGCUCUCCACUAGGGGAAGUGGUUAGUCCACCUUAUUGCACCCUUCUCAUAUUGUUACAUGCUGUACUGGGCUCUAUGCCGCUAUCCACUAGGGGAAGUGGUUAGUCCACCUUAUUGCACCCUUCUCAUAUUGUUACAUGCUGUACUGGGCUCUAUGCCGCUCUCCACUAGGGGAAGUGGUUAGUCCACCUUAUUGCACCCUUCUCAUAUUGUUACAUGCUGUACUGGGCUCUAUGCCGCUCUCCACUAGGGGAAGUGGUUAGUCCACCUUAUUGCACCCAUCUCAUAUUGUUACAUGCUGUACUGGGCUCUAUGCCGCUAUCCACUAGGGGAAGUGGUUAGUCCACCUUAUUGCACCCUUCUCUUAUUGUUACAUACCGUACUGGGCUCUAUGCCGCUCUCCACUCGGGGAAGUGGUUAGUCCACCUUAUUGCACCCUUCUCAUAUUGUUACAUACCGUACUGGGCUCUAUGCCGCUCUCCACUAGGGGAAGUGGUUAGUCCACCUUAUUGCACCCUUCUCAUAUUGUUACAUACCGUACUGGGCUCUAUGCCGCUAUCCACUAGGGGAAGUGGUUAGUCCACCUUAUUGCACCCUUCUCAUAUUGUUACAUACUGUACUGGGCUCUAUGCCGCUAUCCAAAUGAAUUAUUAUAUUCUGAUUAGAUGAGAUCCACACUCAACAUUCUAUUCAAUUUGUCACGACUCAAAAUAGAGUUAAUAGUUUGUUUAUUAUAAUGUCAGAUUCUGAAACUCUCACUGUAUCAAAUAAGAAAUAAAUGUAAGUAAUACACAUCAUGUGACAUCUUAUCCUAACACCUGCAGUGUUGGCAAAGCAUUAUUGCACUAAUUAAGCUGCGCGAUACUUUAAGCUCAGUCAAUAAGAUUUAAAGGUAAAUAAGGCGACAUGUUAGAUGGUAUUACUCAAACUGUAUGUUACACUGUAUUACUGUGAAUGGAUGUUACAUGGUAUUACUCAAACUGUAUGUUACAUGGUAUUACUGUGAAUGGAUUUAUGUUACACUUUAUUACUCAAACUGUAUGUGAUACGUAGUACUGUGAAUGUAUGUUACACAGUAUUAUUGUGAAUGUAUGUGGCAUGGUAUUACCCAUACACUAUGUUACACGAUAUUAUACAGACACUAUAUUAUACAGCAGGGGUAGGCAACCUUUUAGCAGCACUGUGCCGAUAUAGGAUUGUGAUGUCCCGUAGCGUGCCGAUCCUAUUUUUUUAAAUUGAGGUGUGAAUGCUGCCGUAUUCUGCUUGUGCUUUGUAUCGUUGUAUUUGUGCGUAUAUGAGCUAUUAUAUUGUAUAUGUUCAUUAGUAGUUUAUGGUAUCGUGUAUGAUACAUAUGAAUGUGGGCUGUGUAUGGGGGCUGCUUGUGAAAUUGUGUGUGGAUGGAUAUGUCACAUUGUGUGUUUGGUAGUGUGGGUGGCUUCCCUGGGGUCCAGUGGGGGCCAGGCUGGCCAGGUGCAGGUCAAGGACAGGAGCUUCAACAGCAGCUGUGGGCUGCUCUACUACAGUGUGGAUUCCCAUUCACAAGUGCUGGGAGGAAGUGAUCUGAGCUCACUUCCUCUACGUGCUGCAAUGCAUAAAUUGAGGAUUUUCCUUCACCACCUUUUCGAAUUAGCAGAUAUCUAAAGUUUCACUGGGACUCCUGAUAGGCCAGAGCCUGUUUGGCUCUAGCAGCCUUGAGUGCCGUGGAAAAACACCUCGAGUGCCGUGCAUGGCACUAGUGCCGUAGGUUGCCUACCCCUGUUAUACAGUAUUAUACAGGCACUAUUUUACACAGUAUUAUACAGGCACUAUGUUACAUUGUAUCUUUGGUUCACUCAGUAUUAUACAGGCACUAUGUUACACGGUAUUAUACAGGCACUAUGUUACAUUGUAUCUUUGGUUCACUCAGUAUUAUACAGGCACUAUGUUACAUUGUAUCUUUGGUUCACUCAGUAUUAUACAGGCACUAUUUUACACAGUAUUAUAUAGGCACUAUGUUACAUUGUACACUCAGUAUUAUACAGGCACUAUGUUACAUUGUACACAGUAUUAUACAGGCACUAUGUUACACAGUAUUAUACAGGCACUAUGUUACAUUGUAUCUUUGGUUCACAGUAUUAUACAGGCACUAUGUUUAUUAUACAGGCACUAUGUUACAUUGUAUCUUUGGUUCACUCAGUAUUAUACAGGCACUAUGUUACAUUGUAUCUUUGGUUCACUCAGUAUUAUACAGGCACUAUGUUACAUUGUAUCUUUGGUUCACUCAGUAUUAUACAGGCACUAUGUUACAUUGUAUCUUUGGUUCACUCAGUAUUAUACAGGCACUAUGUUACACGGUAUUAUACAGGCACUAUGUUACAUUGUAUCUUUGGUUCACUCAGUAUUAUACAGGCACUAUGUUACAUUGUAUGUCGUAUGUUAUAUUAUUAUAUCUUUGUUUCACUCAGUAUUUUACUCUAUCAUUGUGCCCGGUUCUCCUCUGUCAUUGCAGGAUUACCUGGGCUGCAUUAUUGACUGUGGGCAUCUCCCACUCAAACCCGAACAAGUCAGCACUUUAUUCUGCAAUGUUGAAGAUAUUUAUGAAUUUAACAGGUGAGUGUAUAUUUUAUUUGUACCUGUAAGUUCUGGUGAGUGAGUCUGUUCUUGGUUCUGGUAAGGGAGUCUGUGCUCAUAACCAGUUAGUCUGUGCUUGGUACCAGUGAAUGAGUCUGUUCUCAUUUCCAACCAAGGAGUCAGUGCUAGCUGCACACACAUGUCUGACAUAAAUGAUUGUGUGCCCAUAAAUAAUGUGAGUAGCUCCAUACCAUGCUUCAAUAAAUCAGAGCCCAGUGACUGAGUCCAUACUCGGGAAGUCAUUGCUCAGUAAGUCAGUGAGCUAGUGCUUAAUGAGUUAGUCUAUGCUCAGUUCCAGUUUGCCAGUGCUCAGUGAGUAUGUACUUAGUAAGUGAAUGCUCAGUGAGUCUGUGCUUAGUGAGUGAAUGCUCACUGUCUGUCUACACUCAGUGAAUUGCUCUAGCUGAGACCUUAUUAAAUAUAAUAGUGAUGAGUCUUCAUUCUAUCUGUGUUUGAGGUAAUUGCAGGCUGAUAGGUGGGGGGUUUCCAUAGUAUGACAGGGGUGGUCCAGAAUGUCUGAACGCUGACCCCAUCCCCCCAGACUUUACAAACAGGAUGGCUCUGGUUUCAGAGAAGGUUUAAUAGAGUCCAGUGCCUGGGUUUAAAAAUAACUCCAGGCCUCUCACUGCACAUCUGGAACCCGUUCUGCUCACUAAGGGUCCACGUUCCCACAGAAACUCAACAUGUGGAAAGGGUUAAACCACGGCUGACAUCACUUCCAUAACAUGUUCUGUGCUAGACAGUCAUUCAGCGAGACUGUAAUGUCUAUCACACAAUAGCUACCAAUCUUUUCAUUAGCUACUAGCCAAAUUAAUUGUUUGUAUGAUGGCAGCUCCGUCUGACCAAUUGAUUGUCUGUUUUAUACGUAUAAUCCCUUUGAUGGCUACAACAGUCCUCCAUGAUUGCCACUCUGACUGUCUCUAAAUGUGUAACUCCUGAUACGGCUACAACCAUCCUCCAAGAUGACCGUUCUGUCUGACCGUCUCUAAAUGUGUAAUUUCUGAUACGGCUACCAUCCUCCAAGAUGGCUGCUCUGUCUAACCGUCUCUCUAAAUGUGUAAUUCCUGAUAUGGCUAAAACCACCCUCCAAGAUGGCUACUGUGUCUGACCAUCUUUUUAAAUGUGUAACCUCAGAAAUAGUGGCAGCUCUUUUUUGCUGUGACUGGCUUCAUAAUGGUGGCUCUGUCCAACCUUCUAUACAAAUGUGUGAUCUCUGGCUACAACCGUACAAAGAUGGCCACUAUGUCUGUCUGUCUAAACCCCAAAUACGGGGCGCUGCCCUCUGCCAAGAUGGACACUCUUUCUGAUUGUCUAUUUUAUAUGAGUAAACCCUGAUAUGGCUACAACUAUCAUCCAACAUUCUGUCUGAUUAUCUAUUCUAAAUACGCAACCAUGCCUGGUAAUGUAAGCGAAUGUGCCUCUCCUUCCUGCCCCAGAUAGUUGUUAUUCAGCAUUUUGGGGCAAUCUGUGCGGAAAUAAUAAUACAUGGCUUUAAAAACAAACUUAGAAAUAGAUUUUAAUCUAGACAUUUGAUAGCAAUUUGCCCUGCACAGUGCGUACAGAUUCCACUGAUGCUCUGUAAUGUUUAAACGUAUGUUUUAUCGCCCCCAGAAACCAUUAUUCCAUUUGAAAAUUAUUUUUGAAAAAGCAGCUACAGACAGCAAAGAAGGUUAUAGCCAUUAGGGAUCUCCAUCAUGUUCUACCAGUUAGGGAAAGGUGUUUGCCCCUAAAGUGCGAGGACUUCAUUAUUUAAUGUAGGGCGCCACCUUAAUGAUCUUCUCAAGAAUCCUGGCGACCAGGUGGCAGAAAUAUAGCCCAAGUCUAUAUUUGAUAGCCCCGUAUCAUCCAACUUACAACACGUACUAACUCCAAUCCUAAACACACAUUUAGAGUAUAAACUCCACCCCUUCUGUAUUAAUCGCAAGCUGUGCUGUAUUAACCCUUUAUUCCUGUGAUGAACUGAGCCUUGUCACAUGUUCUUGGAGGGGCCUGCUUGCCAGCCUCUUGCCAAAAGACUAUGGGCCAGGUCAGCGACUGUAAAGAUCCAUAUUUUAUUCCCCCUGGUUCGACACUUUCCAUAGAACCGAACACUAGCUCACUGGCGGACCAAAACCGUGAAUAGACUUCGGGGGGACUUAGCUGCGAAUGCCCUGGAACUAUUUUCGGCUUGAAUACUUUGCGGUUCCUGAACCUCUGAACCGAUCUGGGUGAUUUUUUGAUAUGUUAUAUCCCCGGAUUGUCCCAAUCUGGGUGAACAACUUUUGUGGGGGUUUCUUGUGUUUUAAGGCACUUCUGGGAUGUUUGGAAAAUGUGUGUUUUUUGUGUUUGGAGAUAAUUAAGUCAAGCACUAUACUAAAUUCAAUUAUCUCCCAGGCAUAGGGGAGGGAUUGAUCUAUUUUGUAUGGGAGUGUCCUGGACCUAAGAGCCAAUGUGAUUGUGUAUUUACUUCUACUGCGGUUUACUCUCAGGUCCAAGGGGGAGUGCCCCUUGCAUGGGGACUGUCAUAAAAGGCCAGUUGUGGCUACCAAUAAACGAGAUUUACUUUACCCUUAAUGAAGUCUAGUCUCAUGUUUGGGGGAUUGGAGAGCUAUAUUCACACUCAGGAUCACAACACUUGCUCUGAUAAGAGCAGCCUGCUUCUCUGGACUAGGAGAGGUCUACCCAUUGGAUGUUGGAUCCUGGUCUUGGAUCCAGGGUGGGUGGAGGACAGUGAGACCCCAACCAAGCUCCGGCUGUUUGUGGGGUUUAUGGUGUUCAGUGCAGUGCUUAUGGUGCUCAUAAGUACUAGGAAGCAGCGAUAAGUGGUUUUGUCUCAGAGUUACAGGGGACUUGGGGCGAACAAUGAAAUGUCGCCAAAGUGAAACCAAUGGUUUUUCAGGAUCUCACUUCCCAUUCCUCCCUAAUAAAAUAAUGAUCUGGGUUGGCACCAAAUGCUUGCUGUUGAUUCUGGUGCCAGUCCUGCUCUAGAGGUAUCUUGCCUGCAGUUUGAUAAAGACAGUGAUGAUCAUUCUUCCAUACCUAAACCCCCACAACUCUGGACAAUGUGCUCCUUUGUAGCUUUCACAGCUCGUAAGCUUGUUCCGUGAUAUUUUGGUUAUUAUUUGUAUUGAACUGGCUUGUCAUAGGCUGACUCUUUGACCGUAUGUGUAUAUAUACAUUUGUAUGUGUUCAUUCUCCCUGGUCUUCCACUUUCUGACUUACAUGAUUAGUAGGCUUCUGUGAAGUUACCACAGAGCUCCACAACAAUAGCACACGUAAUCUGUGGUGUGUAUGCGUGUCACAGAGCUCCACACAAAUAAAACUCAGAAAUGUGAGGUGUGUAUCAGAAAUACCAGAAACAAACGAAAUUAACUGAAAGUCAGUAUGUAUCUGAAUUCCAGCUUUUGUUAUAAUAGUAAAUAAAUAUAGAACUUAUGAUUCAAUGUAUCACAAAGAUACAAAGAACCAGCUCCGUACUCCCAUAGCCUGGGUUAUGCUGAUGGUGUCAUUCUUUCUCCAUUUGAUAAUGUGUAUGUUGUAGCAGUAACCCUAUAUCUUGUGUUGCAGUGAGUUACUCGAAGAUCUGGAGAACUGUGAAUCCGCCCACGGGAUUGCAGAAUGUUUUGUCAUGAGGGUAAGAUGCCCCCUGCUGGGCAAAUGGUUUCAAGCAGAAUAAUUUUGUAGCAUAUUUUUAAGAAUUGUAUUUGUGUUAUUCACGGAGCUUCAGAUAGUUUUUAAGUAUUGGUAAAUGUAUUUUGGAUUAGCUGUAUUUUCUAUGCAACAAUUAACUAUAUUUUAGUAUUGACAAAUCCACAUCUAAACUGAACAUUAUUCAGAUUAAUACAAGAUGGCCUUGAAUGCUCCCAAAAUAGCUCAGCGAGAUAGGUCAGCUAGCUUAAAAUAUACUUAAAUUAAAAAAUAAAACAAUUUUCAACUCACUAUUACUCUUGUCGGGAGACCCUUCGGUAUGGCUCCCUGUCUUCCUCACACAAUGGAAGGAUGGGACAAAGUGCACUGCCUCCUCUAUUAUUAUUAUUAAUUAUAUAGCGCCAGCAAAUUCUGUAGCGCUCUACAAUGGAUGGACUAACAGACACGUAGUUGUAACCAGACAAAUGGACGCACAGGAACAGAGGAGUUAAGGGCCAUGCUCAGUGAGUUUACAUGUUAGAGGGAGUGGGGUAUAGUGACACAGUAACAGAGGGAUUGAGGGCCCUGCUCAGUGAGUUUACAUGUUAGAGGGAGUGGGGUAUAGUGACACAGUAACAGAGGGAUUGAGGACCUGCUCAGUGAGUUUACAUGUUAGAGGGAGUGGGGUAUAGUGACACAGUAACAGAGGGAUUGAGGGCCCUGCUCAGUGAGUUUACAUGCUAGAGGGAGUGGGGUAUAGUGACACAGUAACAGAGGGAUUGGGGCCCUGCUCAGUGAGUUUACAUGUUAGAGGGAGUGGGGUAUAGUGACACAGUAACAGAGGGAUUGAGGGCCCCGCUCAGUGAGUUUACAUGUUAGAGGGAGUGGGGUAUAGUGACACAGUAACAGAGGGAUUGAGGCCCUGCUCAGUGAGUUUACAUGUUAGAGGGAGUGGGGUAUAGUGACACAGUAACAGAGGGAUUGAGGGCCCUGCUCAGUGAGUUUACAUGUUAGAGGGAGUGGGGUAUAGUGACACAGUAACAGAGGGAUUGAGGCCCUGCUCAGUGAGUUUACAUGUUAGAGGGAGUGGGGUAUAGUGACAGAGUAACAGAGGGAUUGAGGGCCCUGCUCAGUGAGUUUACAUGUUAGAGGGAGUGGGGUAUAGUGACACAGUAACAGAGGGAUUGAGGGCCCUGCUCAGUGAGUUUACAUGUUAGAGGGAGUGGGGUAUAGUGACACAGUAACAGAGGGAUUGAGGGCCUGCUCAGUGAGUUUACAUGUUAGAGGGAGUGGGGUAUAGUGACAGUAACAGAGGGAUUGAGGGCCUGCUCAGUGAGUUUACAUGUUAGAGGGAGUGGGGUAUAGUGACACAGUAACAGAGGGAUUGAGGGCCUGCUCAGUGAGUUUACAUGUUAGAGGGAGUGGGGUAUAGUGACACAGUAACAGAGGGAUUGAGGGCCUGCUCAGUGAGUUUACAUGUUAGAGGGAGUGGGGUAUAGUGACACAGUAACAGAGGGAUUGAGGGCCUGCUCAGUGAGUUUACAUGUUAGAGGGAGUGGGGUAUAGUGACACAGUAACAGAGGGAUUGAGGCCCUGCUCCAGUGAGUUUACAUGUUAGAGGGAGUGGGGUAUAGUGACACAGUAACAGAGGGAUUGAGGGCCCUGCUCAGUGAGUUUACAUGUUAGAGGGAGUGGGGUAUAGUGACACAGUAACAGAGGGAUUGAGGGCCCUGCUCAGUGAGUUUACAUGUUAGAGGGAGUGGGGUAUAGUGACACAGUAACAGAGGGAUUGAGGGGCCUGCUCAGUGAGUUUACAUGUUAGAGGGAGUGGGGUAUAGUGACAGUAACAGAGGGAUUGAGGCCCUGCUCAGUGAGUUUACAUGUUAGAGGGAGUGGGGUAUAGUGACACAGUAACAGAGGGAUUGAGGGCCUGCUCAGUGAGUUUACAUGUUAGAGGGAGUGGGGUAUAGUGACACAGUAACAGAGGGAUUGAGGGCCCUGCUCAGUGAGUUUACAUGUUAGAGGGAGUGGGGUAUAGUGACACAGUAACAGAGGGAUUGAGGGCCCUGCUCAGUGAGUUUACAUGUUAGAGGGAGUGGGGUAUAGUGACACAGUAACAGAGGGAUUGAGGGCCUGCUCAGUGAGUUUACAUGUUAGAGGGAGUGGGGUAUAGUGACACAGUAACAGAGGGAUUGAGGGCCUGCUCAGUGAGUUUACAUGUUAGAGGGAGUGGGGUAUAGUGACACAGUAACAGAGGGAUUGAGGGCCUGCUCAGUGAGUUUACAUGUUAGAGGGAGUGGGGUAUAGUGACACAGUAACAGAGGGAUUGAGGGCCUGCUCAGUGAGUUUACAUGUUAGAGGGAGUGGGGUAUAGUGACACAGUAACAGAGGGAUUGAGGGCCUGCUCAGUGAGUUUACAUGUUAGAGGGAGUGGGGUAUAGUGACACAGUAACAGAGGGAUUGAGGGCCCUGCUCAGUGAGUUUACAUGUUAGAGGGAGUGGGGUAUAGUGACACAGUAACAGAGGGAUUGAGGGCCCUGCUCAGUGAGUUUACAUGUUAGAGGGAGUGGGGUAUAGUGACACAGUAACAGAGGGAUUGAGGGCCUGCUCAGUGAGUUUACAUGUUAGAGGGAGUGGGGUAUAGUGACACAGUAACAGAGGGAUUGAGGGCCCUGCUCAGUGAGUUUACAUGUUAGAGGGAGUGGGGUAUAGUGACACAGUAACAGAGGGAUUGAGGGCCUGCUCAGUGAGUUUACAUGUUAGAGGGAGUGGGGUAUAGUGACACAGUAACAGAGGGAUUGAGGGCCCUGCUCAGUGAGUUUACAUGUUAGAGGGAGUGGGGUAUAGUGACACAGUAACAGAGGGAUUGAGGGCCUGCUCAGUAAGUUUACAUGCUGGAGGGAGUGGGGUAAAGUGACACAAAAGUUAUUAGUAGGGGCAAUGAAAUAGGCUGCUAGAAAAGUAUUCACUGAGAAUUUAGGUCAUUUUUGACAGUUGCAGGUGCUUGGGAAUGGGGGCUACAUAAUAAAUGAGGGGACGCAGCAGACCCCAAAUCAAUAUCAAUUGGAAAAUCAAUUCAAACCACUUGAAUUGAAAUGCCAGCUCACAAUCAAUAAAUCUCACGGAUUCCUGUAGGGAAUUGCCACAUAUGCCCUUACUUUAAAGGGACACUGUAGUUACCCAGAACAUUUCAUCUUAUUGAUGUUUCAGAGAAACUGCAAUUAAUACAUUGCAGGGUUAAGACUGUCUACCAGACACCCACUAGAGGCACUUCCUCUUUGUGAAAUGUCGCUAGACGUCCUCAUGCUUUGUCUAGUGUCAUCAAUGGGAUAUGUGGUGCUCCCCACGUAUGUACAUUCGAUUUAUCCAACCAGCUGACGUCGGAGGAGGAACUCGAACCAGAGCCAAGGGACCAUGGCGCUGCAAUCAGUUACAUGUAAAAAGGGGUUAGAACUGUUUGACCCCUGGCCGGGAUGGGCGAGCAAUACUAUAGUGUUAGGAAUGUAGUAUUAUAUUCCCAACACUAUAGUGUUCCUUUAAAUUUUUCAUCUAUGUCUCAUAUUUCUUUUACAAGUUGAUCGAAUAAUCAAUUAAGGGAAAAAUUUCACUUUGUGGAUUUUGCCUCUAGAAAUAACAGCUUAGAUCGUUAAAAUAAAAUGCCAGUGCCCAAAUUAAAAUACAAACAUUAAAGGACCACUAUAGUGCCAGGAAAACAUACUCGUUUUCCUGGCACUAUAGUGCCCUGAGGGUGCCCCCACCCUCAGGGUCCCCCUCCCGCCCGGCUCUGGAAAGGGGAAAGGGGUUAAAACUUACCUUUUUCCAGCGCUGGGCGGAGAGCUCUCUCCUUCUCUCCUCCUCCGUUCCGCCCCGUCGGCUGAAUGCGCACGAGCGGCAAGAGUUGCGCGCGCAUUCAGCCGGUCACAUAGGAAAGCAUUCAUAAUGCUUUCCUAUGGACGCUGGCGUGCUCUCACUGUGAAAAUCACAGUGAGAAGCACGCAAGCGCCUCUAGUGGCUGUCAAUGAGACAGCCACUAGAGGCUUUGGGGAAGGCUUAACCCAUUCAUAAACAUAGCAGUUUCUCUGAAACUGCUAUGUUUAUUAAAAAAUGGGUUAACCCUAGAAGGACCAGGCACCCAGACCACUUCAUUAAGCUGAAGUGGUCUGGGUGCCUAGAGUGGUCCUUUAAAUAAAAAUCACUUGGCACAAGCUAAACUGCUUUAGGUGAUUGGAGUGCCCUUUUAAGGACAACUUCCUGUCACGUGAUUCCCUCUGAUUUAAGUUGACCACCGUAAUUUUUAUUUUUUUAUGGGGGACAUGUUUUGGGAUUGAGAGCCUGCUAAAAUGAUAUCAAACUUUCAGCAGAAAGCAGUAUCAAUUUCUCCAAUAGUUUCUGUAGUACUAUUGUUUGCCGAAUUGCUUAAAAAAAAAAUCAUAAACAAAUAAAACACACAUUUAGCAGAAUGUGAAAUUAGUUCUUAUUGUUCUGUUGUUUUCUCUUUUAUUCACAGAGUGAAGAGUUUGACAUAUACACCCUUUACUGCAUGAACUACCCUAGGUAACCUGCAAUCUCUCCUACUACUCCUUAAUCUACCUUGAACCCCAGAAUCCGCAGAAUGGGAAUAUAGGGGACAGGUUCAGGAAGAGAGGGCCUGGGUGUGAUGGUGAACCUAGAAGAAGGGCCACGGAGGCUAUAAAUCAGAAACUAUUACCGUCUCUCCUAGUCACUCAAAAUAGCACAUGAAGCCCUGCGGAGACUAAUGCUAGGGUUGGGUUUGCCAGGAAUUUAUAAUGACAUGUUCUGUCUUGUUUCAUGUAAUAAAAGUGAUAUUUCUGUAAAAUUACAAAUUUACUUUUAUAACAUUAAAUAUGAUAAUUUGGGACUAUUGAUUCACGCAUCAUAACCACAAAUCAUAAGUUUAAUAGCAGAUGGUUGGAUUAAUGUCAGAGAGGCGGUGAACCGGCCACUUGUAGGGAAAAAAAGCUUCAUACUGAUUGUAGGCAAUACUGAUUUAAGAGUCACUUCCCAUUCAGCAGAUCCAACUAAUAAUGAGAGACCCAGUGAGCUUACACUUCAGUGUCUCCACCCGAGGAGAUACUACCUCUCCAAAUCUGCUUCCAAUCCAGCCUCAAGUCUAGGUUCCAGUCUAGCCUUUGAUCUAGCCUCUCAUCUAGGUUCAAUCCAACCGCCAAUCUAGGUUUCAAUCAAGCCUCUGAUCCAGCCUCUAAACAAUCUUCCAAACCAGCCUCUGACCCAGCUUCAUAUCCAGCCUUCAAUCUAGGUUUCAGUCCAGCCUCCUAAUUGAGCAAGUUAUCAUGUGUCAAGCACUGGCUAAAUACUCUAAUAAGGCAGGUCUUGGCAUCAUUGGCAUGGUCUAUAUGGGACAAAAAAAACAAACAUCCUGCUAAGGCCAUUUUACUGAAGACUAUGUAGAAACACAUUAUCUAGAAACCAUUGCAUCAAAGGGGUAAAAUCCAAAGUUCAGCUGCUGAUAGACAUUGAUUCUAGAUGCAGAUCAUGCAGAAAUUUGGUGAAAAGUAGACAUUUUAGAAGGCCAACAGCCUGAAUGCCAUUGCUAUUUUAAGCUGCUCUUCUUUCUAGCAUCUAGUGAUGAAAUGCACAAAUAGAUUAGCCCAGAGUAACACUGUUUUCUGCAGUUAUAAAAUGUUUUACAUUCUUCUUCCUAGCUCAGUGUCUGUUCUGCGCGAGUGCAUGAAGAGUGACGUUCUAGUGCAGUUCUUCAAAGAGCGACAGAUGGUCUUAUCGCACUCCCUCCCACUGGAGACUUAUCUUCUCAAACCUGUGCAGCGUAUAAUGAAAUAUCACCUCCUCCUGCAGGUGAGGCAAGGGUGGUCAUUUCCACUGAGAAAGGCCCUAAUUCUGCCACCUUUUAUUGAUUCUCUGUUUUUGUUGACUAUUUCAGACUAUACCCUAAGAUUUGACCACUUGUGUCGCCAUUUUCUAGGGGUCUCUGUGGCAGACCAUCUCCGUAACUGUAUUUUAGAUCUUCCUGUGGCAAAUCUCACCUACCUCUUCACUGUGUUCUAACACAUGUCCUCUGGCCACUGGACAUUCGAAGAACUGACAAUUCCCUGAGAUUUGACUGUUUCUCUCCAAUGUUCUAAAUCGGCUUGUGAAAUAUCUCCUGAUAAUUGACCAUGGCCUCAAUCUAAUUCUUUGGGAUAAGCUUUUUAAAAUGAUCACAAUCUGUAAGAACAUUUUUUUCAAAUAAUUUGUCUAAAACAAUUCCCAUAGACAUUAAUGAUAUAUCUACAGAACUCACCAUUAAGUGGAUGCGUUCUAGGCCAUUUUCUGACAUUAUGUUUGACAUCUAUCCCAUUUUUGUGACCCUAUUCCUGGUAUGUUCCUUCUUCUCUCCCUACAUUUUGAGUGUCCUGCUGGCACUGUCCCUGGUUCUGCCACCCCAUCUGUCCUGUGAAAGUGUGUCCGGCAGCUGGACUACUUCAAUUAGCAGGUUCUGAGCUAUCUCUUGAUAUUUUGUCCUGACCUGUAACUCUUAGUAUUAUGUUACUGAAAUCUGACUGCAUGUGUACAUUCAUCCUUGCUCUUUGCUAUGCCUUGUCCCCUGAAAGUUUAGCAUUCCCAUCUCUUGCAGGAGUUAGCCAAGCACUUUGAUAAAAAUGCUCCUGGAUAUGAGGUGGUGGAAGAAGCCAUUAUUACAAUGACUGCAGUUGCCUGGUAUAUUAAUGACAUGAAGAGAAAGCAGGAACAUGCUGUUAGACUUCAGGUACAGAGUAUGGAGAUAAAUGUAUAUCGGUCUUUCCUCUGUUGUAUUUUCUCUGCUAAUCCGUGUUUCUUUUCAGGAGAUCCAGAGACAGCUGGUUAACUGGCAGGGUCCAGACCUGGGUGGUUUUGGAGAGCUGGUCCUGGAAGGGACAUUUCGAGUACAACGUGUGAAGAAGGAGAGAGCAUUCUUCUUGUUUAGCAAAAUGAUUCUCAUCGCCAAGAAGCGAACAGAUCUCUUUAUCUAUAAAAUGCACAUCUUUGUGAGUAACUUCACCCUGGCAUCACCACAAACGUACAUGCUUCCCCCACUGAUUGUAAUUCAUCUGAUUCCCUGUGCCAUGAGACAGCCUGCACUCUAAUUCCUGUGGAAAUAAAAAUAAAUGAUGUACAGUUGGUGGAAUGGUCACAUAGGUCUAUUUUCUACCCUAUGUGCAAUAACUAGUAAACUGAUAAUGUGAUAUGUUUUACCAUUCAUUGUCUCUCUCCCUCCCAGUGCUGUAACUUGGCUCUUAUGGAGCAUCUCAAGGAUGCACUGAGUUUCCGGGUGUCAGACUUAACUAUUCCUAAACAUCAACAAGUGAUCCAGGUGAGAGCUGACGUGACCAAUCCGUGUUUAAUAUUAAUUGCACACUGAUAAUGUAUAGACUACUAAUGUACUUUAACAGCCUAUUGACAUCCUCAGCUGGUCAGCACAGACAUUGUGAUACAAAUGUAUGUAACCAGUCUGUGCUCACAGGCAGUCAGCACAGUGUAUAUCAGCAGAAUAGUUUUUUGCCAUAAUGUCAAUCAGUGCACACUGUCAGCUGAUGUAUCACAGGUCCGUGUUCACACAGUCAGUACACACUGUCAGCACAUGUAUAACCAGUCUGUGUUCACCAACGCAUUGUACACACCCAGUCAGUUCAUAUUUAAGCAGUCUGUACACACAGAUUCAGACAGUACAGGUCAGUCAGAAUAAGUACACACUCCCAGGGACAAUCAGUACAUGCUGUAACCGGACUUGUAACCAUUUCCAGGCUAGAAACCAGGAGGAGAAACGGCUGUGGAUUCAUCAUAUAAAAAGACUGAUUGUGGAAAAUCAUCCAGCGUCCAUCCCUCAAAAGGUAACCGUUAUUUAUGUACACACUAUGCUAUAUACACACUGUGCGAGGUACCCACUAUGGUAUAUACACUGUGCUAGGUAAACACACCGUGUGAGGUACACACUUGUGACGGACUGAGUCACGUGUUCUUGGAGGGGCCUACUGGCCAGCAUCUUACCAAAAGACUUUGGUCCCUUUAAAAAUCCAUGUGAACAGACUUGGUUCAUGGAAAUUUAUAUUUGGUUCGGAAGCCGAACAGCUGCACGAACCGGAGACCACCCUGGAGCUUGUUAAGCCUAAUUGCUACUUUGUAGCAAUUUCCACCACAGGGUUCUAAGUGUUCGUCUGGGUGGCCGCAAUUCCUAUGGACAACCACGAGGUGGCAGCCAUCUUGUUCCCGCGAACGCAGGCAGCGGUGUUGGGGCAUGAAUCUCAUGGAACUGAAAUCGGACACAGAAACUCCUGAACACAGCUGGAUUUCCAGCAUCGCCUGCGUUCGGUUCUACAACACAUAGGAAGACACUGUUCGGUAGAAACGUUCCCACGAACAGGGGGAUCAAGCUCCAGGGUAAGACUAUUGACUCUGUUCUGUAGUUUUCGUUUUUAAACUACCGAACUAGACCGACCGCAAGCCCUGAUUCUCUGGAACUGUUUUAGGCAUGGGACCAUGCGGCCGGUCGGUCAAAUUAUGACUUCCGGGAAAUUCCUGAACCCCUAAACUGAUCUGGGUGAUUUUUGCAUAUGUUGGUCAUCUAGAUCAGGGCUGUCAGGGAAUGUAACUUUUGUGGGUGUUGUGUGUGUUUAAAGGUAAUUUGGGGGUUUUGUUAAAAUGUAUGGUUUUCUGUGCCUGGAGAUAAUUGAGUUUAAUACAGUGGCUGACUCAAUUAUCUACCAGGCAUAGGGGAGGGAUUGACCUAUUUUGUAUGGGAGUGUCCUGGACCUGAGAGCCAAUGUAAUUGUGUAUAUGAUUUUACUGUAGUCUAGUUUCAGGUCCGGGGGCUUGCAUGGGAACCUGCAUAUAAGGACAGCUGUGGCUGCCAUUAAACAGAUGAAUUUUACCCUUCAUGAAGUCUAGGCUCAUGUUUGGGGGAUUGGAGAGCUAUAUUCACUCUGGGGAUUGCUAUAAUCACUAUACUCCAUUGGAUCACAAUGAUUGCUCUUGUAAGAGCACCUGCUUUGCUCUCUGAACUAGGGGAAGUAUACCCACUGGAAGCUGGAUCCUGGUCUUGGGUUAAGGGUAGGUGGAGGACAGCAAGACCCCAACCAAGCUGCGGCAGUUUGUGGGGUUACGGUGUCUGGUGCGGUGCUUAUGGUACACAAGGAUUACUAGGAAGCAGCGAUUGAUGGAGGUACCCACUUGGGGUGCCAGGCGGUCCGUCACAAUACUAUGCUAGGUAUACAUUAUUGUAUAUACAUCCCUCUAUCAAAAUCCUUUUUCUCAAUUUUUUGCAGGCAAAGCAAGUUCUUCUAGAAAACACCUACCAACGUAAGUAAUAUCUGUCUGUCCAUGUCCUGAUUUACAACAUUAAAAUGAAAUUGAGAGACAUAUGUCAGACUUGAUGUUGUUACUGGGGUCUAUCUCUGGGUGUAUAUCUUUGGGGGCUAUAUCUUGGGAUUAUUUCUUGGUGAUAGCUCUGAAGGUUAUCUCUAGGGGCUCUCUCUCGAAUGCCGUUUCCAUUGUAUAUAAUGAAUUUGCGAAACGUUACAUUAGGUCUAAAAACGUCCACAUCACAUAGGGGAGCCCGUUCUAGUACCUUUUGAGUCAUUUAGUGCACAUAUGAAGGACUAUCAUCUAUGGAGAGGGGAGAAGGCAGAUACUCAACCAUGAAAAUAAAAAUAUUAAAUAAGUCUGUUUUUAAUUUAUAUAAAUAUCUUUAAAGUUAAAAUCACACAAAUGCAUAUAACAUAACUCACAAUAAAACAUUUAAUCAUCUUCAAAACAUCUGAAAUUAAACAUGCAUAUAAAAAAGCAAUAUAGCAGCACAAAUCAAUGUCAGCAACAAACAGCAGCGAAAGGUUCCCCACGAGAGGCGCUGUGAAAGUCUUAUACCCACGAUAGUAAGGGAUACAGCGUAUGAUAACACUGGGAAUAGCUGUCCUAUUCAGAGAACCUUCAGGGGGUCCCGCACAGGUCAGGAUUCCUGUCUUGUUCCAGAGUCCCAAUUCAGUGUUGGAGAGUUUGUGCCCAGGUCAUUUCUCCAACUGCUCUCUGUUGAAAAUUUCAGUAAGUCUAAAAGCCAAACGCAUUUCCCCUAUCAAUGGCUCAAUCUAGAUUUUUCUCUCUCUAUUUCUUCUCCUGCCUCAGCCUCCUUUGAAUAACAAGCCUAAUUAUAUAUAUAUCUUGUUUAGGCCCUUAUUCAAUGCCCUUUCAUAGUUUCUACCUUGCGUGCAGCAAGUCUUUCUUGUAAUUUUGAUAUUGACCUUCGCUUGUUUAUUGACUUUGUGCACUUCUGGAAUCCUGAGCCGGCUUGUUAAUUUGUAUAUCUGUAUUUCUAUAAUCCUGAUCAGGGCAAUUUCUGACUUUGUCUUUACCUAACAUUAAGAACCGGAAACUCUAAAGCCUGGUACAUUUUUGAUCCUCCAUUUGUGGGUUUCCCAUAUCCUGUAAGUUGGGGUAAUCACCCGUGACACCAUGUGAAAAAGCCCAGGGGGUGCAGGCGGAACCCAGGUUCCAGAUUCCAAUAUUCACAAUUUAUCUCCAUUGGUGUGUAUGUAUAAAAAUAGCACAAAAACUAAAAUAGAAGAAUCUACUCUCUAUAAAUAUGUACAUUGUAGCCAUGUUCAGCUUGGUAAUCUUCAUUAAAGGGACACUAUAGUCACCUGAACAACUUUAGCUUAAUGAAGCAGUUUUGGUGUAUAGAACAUGCCCCUGCAGCCUCACUGCUCAAUCCUCUGCCAUUUAGGAGUUAAAUCCCUUUGUUUAUGAACCCUAGUCACACCUCCCUGCAUGUGACAUGCACAGCCUUCCAUAAACACUUCCUGUAAAGAGAGCCCUAUUUAGGCUUUCUUUAUUGCAAGUUCUGUUUAAUUAAGAUUUUCUUAUCCCCUGCUAUGUUAAUAGCUUGCUAGACCCUGCAAGAGCCUCCUGUAUGUGAUUAAAGUUCAAUUUAGAGAUUGAGAUACAAUUAUUUAAGGUAAAUUACAUCUGUUUGAAAGUGAAACCAGUUUUUUUUUUCAUGCAGGCUCUGUCAAUCAUAGCCAGGGGAGGUGUGGCUAGGGCUGCAUAAACAGAAACAAAGUGAUUUAACUCCUAAAUGGCAGUGAAUUGAGCAGUGAAAUUGCAGGGGAAUGAUCUAUACACUAAAACUACUUUAUUUAGCUAAAGUAAUUUAGGUGACUAUAGUGUUCCUUUAAUCAUACCAUGCCAGUAAUGAUGGACUGCAUACAAAUAGCCUGCAAACUGCUAAAAAAAAAACCUAUUUGAUUAGCAGACGUAGGACGCAUUCCCGGCAUCAGGACAAAUCCAUCUAUUUUGAGAUUUUAUUUUUAACUGAACAAAUUUUGUAGAAAUUAUUUUGAGCAGUGUGUGGGAACUGUUUUUUUUUUUUUUUUUGCCAUUUCUUGUAAUUUCUAUCCAUAUUAGUGUUUUGCUAUAUAUAGAGAGUAUAAAAAAGACAUUUUUCAUUUAAAAACACAAAAUACAAUCUGUAUGAGUGAACUUAAUGACAAAGUGUGAAAUUACAGUGCAGCAUGUACAGCAAAAAAGUGCCAAAAUUGCAAACUCUAUAUGGAAACUGGGAAAAUCUCACUAACAAAGAGGUUUAUCAUUCAAAUUGCACUAUACCCGUGAAACACAGACAAACUGGGUAAUAGCUGUCCUACAGUAACAAAUUAUAGUGAGUGUAUGCAUGGGAAGGAGGCUCACAGUAAAUGUGUGUGUGCAGGGGAGUAUUCUCCGAACGUUGCAGUAAUAAUGAUACCCAUUAACCCAAUACAGAUUCUCUAGAUUUGCGAAUCUUCCCAGACCCAGUAAAAUCUCCCAGAAUGGAUGAUUUGUGGACUUUUCCGCGGAGCCGAAGACAAUCAGGUGAGGAUUUGAGUUUAUCCAUUGAGACUUUGGUCUUUUUGUACGUAAAGUCUUUCUCAUAAUAUGAUAAUGUCAUUUUUAUCAAGGAGGAAUAAUACUAUCUUUAUGACAUCUUGAAUUUUCCAUCACAGUACAAUCUCCAAACUGCAGUAAUUUGAGAAUGGAAUUCCAAAAUGUAGGCACAAAGUGCUGAUUUGGCAGAAUUCCCUAACCCAGCUGCAGACACAUUUUAGCCUGAAUGGAGUAGUUUGGCCUCCAGUUUAUUAGAAUUGGUGAAUAAAUUAUAGCGUGCACGUUAAAUCUUUAAUUUUACACUAGAUAUGAUCUGAUUGGAAGAGAAAUGGAGGUAGGAGAUAAAGUACAGUCAGGCACUGAAAUGAGAGUUAAUGUUCGGCGUAAGUAGGUUAUACUCCAUGUUAUGGUGGGCACCCUCCAUGUUCUCACUACAUUUCAAGAAAAGGAAGAGAGAAACUGCCUAAAAAAUAUAGAUAUGCGUAUAAAAAAUAACCUUUAAUAGUGAACGAGAUACAAGAGUGGUUAAUUGGCACAUUCACUCUCGGUACAUCUGAGUAUUACCAUACAGAGGCACCAGUGAAAUUUGUGCAGAAUUGUAAGAUUUAAAAAAGAGACACACAACACUUCAUUUAGUGAGGAUGUCAUUAAAAAAAAUAUAUAUCAAUUACAUCCUAUCAGUUGCAUCCUACUAUAGCAUUGGUCUCAUGUUACAGUUAAUAUAGGAUAUAGUGUUCCAAUAAGUCAAGCUCUAACAGAUAUAUAUUGUCUGCAGCACUCUACAGAAUAAUCAUAUAUAUAGAUUAGGAGGCGAUUAUAGUUAGGAUAUGCGUCCUUUGCUUAGGAGAGCACCUACUCUGGUUUGUUACUGAUGUCACCCCAGUGAUAUUAUGCCAUAAAACACAGUGAAAUAGCCAGAAAGAAAUAGUUACUGUGCCUUCGAGGGCACCUACCAGAUAGGAGAACUAACUGCAGGAAAUGAAGCCUUACCGGCGAAACGCGCGUCGGGGUUUCUUUCGAUCUCUCCCAGCAUUCUAUCCAGUGCACCUGCAACAAUUAUCUUUGGACAUCUCUAUUGAAUUAUUAUCUAUAUUAGCUUUGUGGUGUAUGUUGGGAGGGUGUGUAGGAUUUAGCCGCAUACCAAUUCUGUGGCUUAAUUCUUUCAAGCUUUUCAGUGUAGCGACAUUAGAUUAUGACAGACCACACAUUGUAUUCACUGUAACUACCGCGAUUUAAACGUUAGCUAAUUUAUCUUUAUAUUAGAGAGGUGCCCUUGAAGGCACAGAUAUAAUUGGGAGGACAUUUACAUAUAUGCAUAUUUAUUCUUCUCUCUCUCUUUCUUUGCUUCAUUACCUGCAGUUAGUUCUCCUAUCUGGUAGGUGCCCUCGAAGGCACAGUAACUAUUUCUUUCUGGCUAUUUCACUGUGUUUUAUGGCAUAAUAUCACUGGGGUGACAUCAGUAACAAACCAGAGUAGGUGCUCUCCUAAGCAAAGGACGCAUAUCCUAACUAUAAUCGCCUCCUAAUCUAUAUAUAUGAUUAUUCUGUAGAGUGCUGCAGACAAUAUAUAUCUGUUAGAGCUUGACUUAUUGGAACACUAUAUCCUAUAUUAACUGUAACAUGAGACCAAUGCUAUAGUAGGAUGCAACUGAUAGGAUGUAAUUGAUAUAUAUUUUUUUUAACGACAUCCUCACUAAAUGAAGUGUUGUGUGUCUCUUUUUUAAAUCUUACAAUUCUGCACAAAUUUCACUGGUGCCUCUGUAAUGUAAUACUCAGAUGUACCGAGAGUGAAUGUGCCAAUUAACCACUCUUGUAUCUCGUUCACUAUUAAAGGUUAUUUUUUAUACGCAUAUCUAUAUUUUUUAGGCAGUUUCUCUCUUCCUUUUUUUGCCACUACAUUUUGUUUAGGGUUAACCCCUUCACUGCCUUUAUACUUUCUAUAUAUUAGGCUUGCACUCUGUCAAAACACUACAUUUCAAGGUUCCAUAAAUGUCAUUCACAGAGCCACCCCAGUACAUGUACAGUCCCCAGCGGACUAAGAAAUCAUUCACUUUAUUGAGUCUCAACAGCAGUUCCCCACAUCGCCGCGGACGCAGACUGUCUGGUGAGUGAGCAUACACAGAGGUAGACAGGUUCACUGAGUGACCACUCACUUCUAAAUGUUGCUUUCCUAUCCAAUAGAGCCAGCCAAGGAAAUCCAGGAAACACUGGAACAUAGAGGUAAGUGAAUGCUCAGUACGGUCACUUAGUACCUCUGCAGCAAUGCUGUACAAUCAAUCAAAUAGCACACCAGCAGCAUUGCUCUACAAUCACAUAGUAAUAGCACAUCUAUUCUGAUUAGCGUACCUCUCCAUAUGAUCUGUACGGUUACAGCGUACCUCCCCAUAUGAUCUGUACGGUUACAGCGUACCUCCCCAUAUGAUCUGUACGGUUACAACGUACCUCUCCAUAUGAUCUGUACGGUUACAACGUACCUCUCCAUAUGAUCUGUACGGUUACAACGUACCUCUCCAUAUGAUCUGUACGGUUAUAACGUACCUCUCCAUAUGAUCUGUACGGUUAUAGCGUCCCUCUCCAUAUGAUCUGUACGGUUAUAGCGUCCCUCUCCAUAUGAUCUGUACGGUUAUAGCGUCCCUCUCCAUAUGAUCUGUACGGUUAUAGCAUCCCUCUCCAUAUGAUCUGUACGGUUAUAGCGUACCUCUCCAUAUGAUCUGUACGGUUAUAGCGUACCUCUCCAUAUGAUCUGUACGGUUAUAGUGUACCUCUCCAUAUGAUCUGUACGGUUACAGCGUACCUCUCCAUAUGAUCUGUACGGUUAUAGCGUACCUCUCCAUAUGAUCUGUACGGUUAUAGCGUACCUCCCCAUAUGAUCUGUACGGUUAUAGCGUACCUCCCCAUAUGAUCUGUACAGUUAUAGCGUCCCUCUCCAUAUGAUCUGUACGUUAUAGCGUCCCUCUCCAUAUGAUCUGUACGGUUAUAUUGUACCUCUCGCUAUGCUCUAGUCUCAUGACCCUCACACUUGCCCAGUCAUUAUAACACUAUAUCUGUUGGUUUGUUUUCCAGGUGGAGCACCAUUGAAGGCAAGUUUCAUUCAUUCAUUUUGGCUGCAGGAUUUUUCAGACUGAAUGUCGCAUGUUGGCAUGCAUUUAGGCUAAAUCAGGAUUAUUGUUUUUUUGUUCAUAUAAAGCUCAUCAGAUGAAACACACACAAUGAUCCAUUUUUAUGGAUCUGGGAUAGAAGCAGACGUUCAAAUGAAUUUGUCUCUGGGGUGGUGAACAGUGAACAUGUUGGUAAAGCUACUCGCAGGCUGCACACUGACCUUAGCAAUGCAAACCCACAAUGCCAACGAGUAGCAAUGGUAACAUGGAUCUUUAGAUGUCAUUUGUAGAGGGGACCUGAUUAGAUUAUGAAUAAAGAUGAUGAUCUCUCACUGUAACGAAUAACCAGUACAAACAGCAUGUUUCUUAAAUAGAGUAUAUCCUCAGUUACUACAGAAAAGGAAAAGAUUCUGCCUAGAAUAGCCUCUCCCCACCAUGUCAGGCACAAAAACACCGGGAGAGGACAGUAAGUGCUAGAACUUGCACCAGCACUCAGAAUAAUGUAUGCAGUCACUCACAAGCAAUGACAAGGCAGGGAUUCAGGUUGGAGGCCAGAGAUAAAGCUCUAGUUCCACCUAUUGGGCAUGAAUCCAUUUAAUGCAUGUUCCAUACACACUGCAAGGUGAUCAAGCAAGAGGGAAAAAGAUUGGGCCUGUUCUAUGCAUACAACAAUCCCCAUAUUGGUUUAUCGUGUGACAAUGAAUCUGUUUUCCCAUGUUUUUUGCAUAGUAUAAGGCAUGUCGUGUGACAGCAAAGUCGUAUUCUACAUCGGGUUUUAGUAAACCAUUAUCUCACGCCCAAUGCUUUCCUCUACAGCAUGCGGGCAGUGAAGGAGAGCUUUUUCCUUCCUCUGGCUCUCUCAAGUCUUCUGACAGUGUCUGUACCUUGGAGUCCAGCAUCCUGGAGACAGCAGGCGAAGUCUGUGAGGAGACCCUAGAGGAAUCCUCUUUCUGUUUGCCAGAAGAUGCCUUGUUUGGCAGCCUCUCUAUCACAGAAGAAAUCAUGGAAUUGCUCAACCAGAAGGGAUUGCGGUCUGAUGUGAAAGACAUGGAGAAUUGCAAUGAUGAUCCACAGAAGCAGACAGUUCUGCCAGAAGCAGAGGAGCAGGUAAAAAUGGCGGCUUCAAAGACCUGGACAUACAAUCAGCAAUAGAAUUAUAAGUCAAAGCAUCUGUAAUAUCAAUAAUUUUGAGGUUUAUACGUGGUCUAUGUGCUUAAUCUCUAGGAAUGUUAACAAUAUAUAGCUUUUAACAAUGAACAUAGCUCUAUAAUUUUAUAAUUAAUAUUUAAUUUCUAUUAUCUGUAACCAGCUUACUACUGAACCAAAGAUGAUUGGACCACAGGAAGAUCUGAUUGAAGCAAAUAAUAAAGACUCUGCGCCAUUAGAGGAAACUGGAGAUGAAUUACCGGAUACUCGUGUGGUUGACACAAACUCAGAAGAUUGCCCAGGGCACACAGCCACAGGAGAAGGUUGUGUGGAAUCUCCGACAUGCCAAUCACAUUCCACCAGUUAUUGCUCAGAGGAAGGGAAGAAAAAGAAUGCCAGCAAGGAAUGUCCUCUGCAUGUAUUAGAGGAAGAGGAUUCUACAAAUUGCGUAGUAGAGGCUCCCAAACACAGUGAAUUACAAGAGGAACUCUCUCCUUGUGUUGUGGAAGACAUAACACACAUUAAGAGUAAAGAAGGGCAGAAUAAAACAGAAACUAAGGAGAAUGGCAAAACUGAGCGAGGAGAUCUGGAAAAGGCAAACGAAGGUCAGAUUGAAAAAUGUGUGAAGGUCAAGAGAGACUCCACCCUGACCCACGAUGACCGUUUGCUGAUUGAAAGAAUCAAACAUUACUAUGAAACAGCAGAGGCUGGGGCUUCGUUUCUGGGUAAGGAGGACAGCAUCUGCUACAUCCCAACUGGGGUAGUGAAGGACUCAAUUUUGAGAUUCAAUUACAUCCUACAGCAGGAGGUAAAAAAAGACAGGGAAAGGAGUUUAUGUGAGAGCAAUGGCUGUACCAUCAAUAGUAAGCAGACCAGUCCACCAAGGAAACUACAGUCAUGUAUAGAUAAGGAGUGUGACCGACCCAAAACCCUUCUGGGAAACACCAGUUCUGUAAAGCUUCCUUUAGAGCAAGAUUCAGAGUACAAAUCCUGUGCAGAGAUCCGAAAAGCCUGGAAAGAAAAGGAGAAACCAAACAAUCCAGAAAGCUAUGGAGUCCUAAAAAGGCAUGGUAGACAUGAAGAUCAAGACAAUGUGCUAGUCAUUGUUGAGGAGUCCGACCUUGAAUUUGGAGCCCAGGUACUGAAAGAAGAUUCUGUGAAAGAAGUCAAAAAGGAGCAGAAGAAAACCAACACAGAAUUAAAAGUUACAAAACAGAAUUCUCACCAAAAUUUGGAAGCGGACAACAAAAUUGCAUUCUGUCCUUCUAGUCUGGGCCUAUAUGAAACAGAGGAUAUUUGCCUGAUUGAAAACUCGGAGAAGAUCAUUAACAAGGUACAGCUGCUGGCCAAGAUGUACAGUGAGAAGAUCAGCAGAAUGAAGACUCAAAAAAGAAAUGGUGACAAGAGGCCAGUGAUGCUGAAUAAGGCAAUAACGAGAAGUCUACCUCAAGUCAUUGAGGACAGACCAAGAGGAAGAAACAUGGCAGGUGAGUAGAGACAUUUGAAAAUGGCUACACUCCCGACAGUGAUCAUUUUAUUGCUGUUUGGCCAUCUCGUGAGUAAACCAUUAAUGAAGGAAUAUACUAGGUUAUAAAAUGUACAAAUAAAAUCACUCCCACUACAACAUUGCAUCAUAAUAUAUAUACAAAAAAAAAAAAAAUAAACUUGCAUAAUUUUUUUUCCUUUGGAGAAAAUACUGAAUAUUUAGACCAGUGAACAGUGCAUUAUACCGCUUGACAGAUACCCAAAUGGUUAAAAUUAUUAUGAAAUAUAAACAUGCUUCUUACAACAGGGCUUGACAAAUUUGCUUCAAAUCUAGGAGUCAGCAAAAAAAAAAAAAAAGUUAGGAGCCAGGUUUUUCAAUGUCAAAAAUACACUAUAAUCACCAGUACCACUACUGCUUAAUGUAGUUGUUCUCGUGUCUAUAACCUGUCCCUCCACAAUUUUCAAUGUAAAACCUGCCUUUUCAGAAAAAAGGCAGUAUUUACAUUGUUGCCUAGUAACACUUCUAGUGAAAGUCACUCAGAGGGCCUCUAGAGUGCAUCCUGGGUCAGUGCUGCAUGGAGGUGCUGAAUGUUCCCCAUAGAAAUACAUUAAUUCAAUUCAUCUCUAUGAGGAGAUGCUGAUUCAAAACGCCAUGCCGUGCCAAACACAUGCAGAAUAGCCUCCCAAUGUUUUCCUAUGGGAAAGCAUUGGAUUGGCUGAGAUCAUCAAGGAAAAAGGUGAUUAAAAACCCUUUACCCGUGUGAUUGGAGGGGGACCGGUCACCUAAACACACACUCACUGACACACACAUACUCUCACUCAUUGACUGGCACACAUACUUACAUUCUCAGUCACUGCAAUAACAACACACAUUAAGGUGACCACCCAGCCUCCCCACCUGGAACUGGAGUGGUUCGGCUUUCCCUGGGGUCUAGUGGGGCGUCAGUCAUCUCCCUGCUCUGCAUCAUAGAGCGCUGUUUAGUGAUGCCGGGGCUGGAAUGACGUCAUAUUCCAGCUCCCAGCAUCACUGGAUGACGCGCGAGGGAGCAGAGUAAAGAGGUUACAGCUCCCUCACAUGCCUGCCAAUCUGCAACAAUCUUCUAGGAGCCUCCUGCACGUGCGCACACCGGACUCUCUCCCGAAGCAGGAAAACCGACCACAUGCCCAUGCUCUCCAUCAGCUGGCUGGGUGGCCGACCUCCCGCAAAUGCUCUCCCUUUAGCUGGGCGGGCGGCCGACCGCAUGCCCAUGCUCUUUAUGAGCCUGCCGGCCGCCCGCCUUCACUCAUAGGCGGCCAACCACCUCAGGGACUGUAUGGGCUAACAAAUCCCAGGCGCCAGGACUAAAAUCCUAGUCGCCAUGGUGACCUGUGAUUUGUCGAGCCCUGUCUUACAAGAUGGUUGUGAUACUGGCUGUUACGGCACACUCAGCAUAAAAGGGUUAAACCGCCGUUUAGGAGAUCUUCCCCUUCCAGAGAUACAGGCACAGCUACUGCAGAACACCAAACAUCCGAACCGCAUAUAAGGGAAUGCUCUAAACUCCCGAACUGGAUACAAAAUAGCACUCCAAACUCUCGAACUGGAACCUCACGAACAGCUGCUAGCAGACGAAUAGGAAAAGCACCCAAGCGGCUUACACUCCUAGCAAACAGUCUCUAUCAGCAUACAGUAAAUCCCUCCAAAGACGAGACAAGGCUCCAUGUUGAGGGUCAAGCAGUGGUCUGUUUAAUGAGGGCUACCUGCCCAGUAUUUAUGCAGGUCUCCCACCCGGUGGACACUCCCCUAGGGGACCAGAUGGAAGACUGUGACAAGGACAUUGUAGCAACCAAUCACAGGAUACACACUUAGCCAUUCCCCUUUCUUACCCAGCACCCUCUGCUCUGCUCAGGGAGAUAAUUGUGAAGUAAUUCAAUUAUCUCCCAGGACAGAGCCUAAACGCCAUUUUAGAUGACAAUAACAAAAAGACAUAAAAAUACAGAACUGUUAUAUUUUACAACAUUUUACAGGCAUUCAACAUGUCCCCAGAUAGCUAGGAUCUGAGCGCACCAAAGUACCGAAUAGUGCUCAGAUCCUAUGCACACAGUCCAAUCGCCGUGGAGCCAAAGUGUUCACAGUCAGUUCUCAUACGAAUGAGCUCCAUGGGAUUCCUAUCUGGGGUAUGGUGUAGUCAGGUACAACUACCGAAUAUAGGGCCGUUCGUGUACGUCUACCGAACAAGAAGGGAGGUCAGCGGCUUCAGCGGUGUUCGCGCCAAAAUGUAUAAGUUUUCAGUUCCAUGAGUUGGGCAUCGAACACUGCUGUGCAUUCGCGUGUUUAAAAUGGCCGCGACCUCGUGUUCUGUAUACGAAUGGCGGCCACCCAGCAUUUGUCAAUUAAGCUGCAGCUUCUGGGAGAUUAAUUGCCGACACACUCCAGCUCCCAGGUGGUCCAGUCAUUCGUGUGUUAGUUCGGUAGGCACGAAUAAGCCUUUUCUGCAGGGGAAAAAGAAGGCUUUUAACAUGGGGCCAUAAUCCAAAGGCAACAGGCGAGCAACCAGGCUUCUCCAAUGCAACGUGGCGAGACUGGCAUAUUAUGCAAUUUAGAACAUCAAAAAAAGCCACUAAAUUUUACAAGAUAGGCAACAAAGAAAUAAACUUGACCCUGAAAUAAUGACUAUAACUGUAAAAAUAAAAAAAAUAAAAAUUUCAUCUGAAACAGAGUGUUACCCAAUAGCUGUGUAAACCAUCAGGACAAAAAAAAAAAAUAUAUUAGGAAAUAAAGUAGAUAUAAUGUAUACAGAUAAUAGGGAAUAUUAAAACAGCGAUAACACAAAUCACAAGCAAAUAUGUAAAUUAAAUAAACAACAAAGCAGUGAAUCAACAAAUCGUAAUAUUUUAAAGCAAAUUUAGAAAUCUGAUCCUAACCAAGGAAACAGCAUAGAUUAGCUAAUACAUGCAAUGCUGCUGGUUUAAAACACGUUUGAGAGAAACCAAAAGAGAAACCAUUGUAGGUUUCCUAGACAGUCACCGGUUUACACUGAUACAGCUUGAGGUAGACGUAAGCCAAUAUCCCAUGAUAAUAAUUAGCUCUAUAUCAGGGGACUUAAUACGUAAAAUGCCAUGUGCAUCCUUGUGUAUAAAUAAAGCUUUUAUAAUUAUGGACAUUUUUUUUCUUCACAGAGCCUCAGCAGUAUGGUCAUGUAUUGGUCAGUGAGACACUUCUACAUAUUAAGUGUGUUCAAGAGAAUGGUCUUCUUUUGACAGCCCCCCGUGAGAAUUCGUCAGACCUGUCCAAAGAGGACAUAGGAAUAGAGACCUCUAUGGCUGAACCUUCAAAAUGUGAGCGAACUGCAGAAGCUGAUAAAUCAAGAGACGAGGUACCUUUGGGCUGUGGGUCAGAGAAACCAUAUUUAAACAAUCUUUCCGAAAUACCAAGUAAGCAUAUUGAAAGUGCGGAAUGUUCAGUUCAACAAUGCACGACAGUAGCCGUUGAAAACACAUCAAUUACUUCUGUGUCUGUUCUUGAAUGUUUACCGGCUACCAGCAUUCUGUCUACUUGUGAAAAUAACACGAUUGACAUCUGUGGGCCUACAGACCAACUGACAGAGGUAAAAGAAGGCAGUAAUGCUGGAGUAUUUUCUGAAUACAUUGAAGGGAAUAAGGAAGUUGCUGAUGUGUCAGGUGAAAUCAGUCAACAAUGUACGGAAUUAUAUUCAGCCAAUGUUUCAAUACCAGAUGAUGGUACAUUAUGGCCACCACCUACUGAAGAUCAAAACUCCAACAAUAAUAAUGAAGAAGAAGCUAAUGUCACAGAAGUAAAAUUGUAUUUGGAUGGGACAGAACCUACAUUGACUUCUAAUUCUAAGUUUGAAAACAUCUUCAAGAAGAAGAAUGUUGAGGAACACAAGCAACUAGAGACAACAGAUAAUCCAAACACAAAGGAGAUUCCUAAUCUACCACAAACAAAGGUCCUUGAAGAGUGUCCAGAAAAUUAUAGUUCCUCUAUCAAUGACCAGCCUAACACUGAAAGGAGGACUCCACACCUGCACGCCAUAGAAAAUAUCUCAAGUUUACAUUCUGAAGAUCAGGGUGUUCACAUGUGCCAUAUGACUGCAGCUAAACCAAAAAGGCAAACAUGCUCACCUUCAGUGGUGGAUGUUAUGCAGAGAUUGCAACUGGACUCCUCAUUUUCUAUCCCAUCAAAAGAAACCAACUCAAAAAAACUGAAUCUGGCGGCACGCUCAUCCUCUUUCAAGAGCAAGACUGCAACUGCUGAGGAUUUCCAGGACAGCCUUCAGACACCAUUACAUCAUACCAAACAGAAACCUGAAUUUGGAGCUACACCAAAAAUCCUCAUACCUUUUGCUUUUCAAAGGAAAUUGUCUAGUGCCAUAGCAUUAUCUAAGUAUUUGCCAGAAACCCAUCAAGGCCAAUGUCUUACAAAGAAGGCACCAAUGACAAAGUCAAAGAGCUCAGAUGUAGAGCUGCAGACUCCACCAAGACACGAAGCACAGAUAAAGAUCACUGAUUCAUCACCAUAUGCACAGCUAGCUCCUUUUACUUUACCAGGAAAUGAGAACAAGCCCAGAGCUUUGAAAAGUAAACUUAUGCUGGACACAAAAGAGGAAGAAGACCAGAAACAAGGUGACACCAAAUCAACACAAACGCUUACCAGAUGUAAGGAUAUAAAUAGCCCAACUACUUUGUCUUCAACUUGCCAGCAAAGAUAUUUUGGGGAGAAGGAAAGCAAACUGCUGGAUAAUCCUGUCUCUUGGUCUCCUGGCAAUGCUGUUCUCAUUGCCUUUCCUUGUCCUUCAUCAAUGAAACCAGCCCCCACUUCCACAGCAUCUGAGCCAAAUUCACGAGUCCAGUCCCCACAGACAAUACGUAACCGAAUGUUUUCACCUCCUCCCCAUUAUAGCACAACAACGCCAAAGUCUCCUCGAAUUCCUUCCUUCUCAAGGUCUAGACCUUGCUCAUUUACUCCUCUCUGUUUUAGCCAUAUUGAAAGAUCAUCCUCAUCAUCAGCUAAUUCUACUCCAACAUGCACAAGCCCUCCUGCUCUACUCUCAUUUUCUAGUCCUCAGUCUGAGCCCUAUGGCUUUCCUCUUCAUACCCGGAGAUCCCGGGGGAACAGCAUCCACAGUGGAGAAGAUGAAACUGGUUGCCAAAGGAGUGCACUACAUUCACCGAGUUGGUCUGCAGAUGAAGAUAGCCAGUCAGGCUGCAUCAACCAGUCACCUUCAUUCCUGAUCCCUGAAGUACAUUCACACACAAGUGGUAUUAGUUCCCAUGAACUAACCAGCAUUCAGUGGCCGGAUGUACGCGAGCUACGCUCAAAGUAUGGACCUCUUAAAGCCCAGAAGAUAACCACUUAUCAAAAGAAAUCUGAUAUAAAACCAUUAAUCUUAAUGAGAUCCUCAAAAUCUCUUGGUGAUGAAUCAGACCAUUAUCUGAAAAGAAUGGGGUCUCUGGAUGCAACCACUUUACCCUCCCGCCAAGAAGAAUCUCUGAAAGAAAUGUCACAUUGUAACAAUGCUGAAAAGUUUGAAGCCCCUGAUACCAAAGACAAAGGCACCUUAAAGGCAAGUUAUUCCACCACCGUUAACAUUCAGAUUGGAGGAAGUGGCAGAAUAUCAUCUUUCAGCACAGCUCAGGUGAGCCUAACCCAUCCUUUACUUCAUGCCCCGGAGUCCCAGGCAUUAAGGAAAAUCAAUGUUAAAGGAAACACCUUGGAACCAAUGGCAAAGUCAUGAUUUGUGUCAGAUGAGAGGUGGAAAGCCCGGCUAACAAGGAAGAUACAGUAAAUGGUUUAUGAAGUCAGACUUUGUGAUACGAAAUAGACUAUCGUUACUGGAUAUAAAAAGGGAACAAUCCAAUAGGCCACAAUUUUAACAUUUUAAUGAGAAAAAGCAAUUUGCCAGUUUGCACUUUUCUCCUAUUUAGUUUCUUAUUAUUUUAACAAUAUUCAGAUGGGACCGAACCAUAAAAAAACUGCUCUUAUCCUCUUAGAGGCUCAAUGAAACUGCACUUUGAAAGUAUUUACAUUUGUCCUAACAAAUGCCAGUGUUAUUUGUAUUGAUCGUGCAAUGAAUGGACUCGCCACAUGUAACUGUCAUUCGUUGUGUGUUUAAAUUGUGUAUUGUAUGUAGGGAACAGCCACUCCAUGGGAAGAUAUGUAUUCUGCGGUCAGUUUACUUAUACAUGGUACUAGUACGUGAUUAUUUAGCUCCUUGUCAUCAGUUAGGGUCACUAAAAGCAGAGGUGACGAAAAAGAUUUAUUGGGCACAUUCUCUAAUCUUAAAGUCUAGGGAAAGUUAUCAUUACAUAAAGUUAUCAUUACAUAUGUGUACAUAUGUUGCACAAACAGAGCAAGCUCUGCUUCUGUGCAUUUGGAAGACAUCCGUUGGCAUGAUAUGGAAGAGGGGGUGCAGGACAUGGCAUGUAAGAGAGGGAUCCCCUUUAAAAGGUAUAGAAUGUAAGUGAGAAUUCGCUCCUUAUGGUAUAGAAAGUAACAACAGGAUCUAUUUCCAGUGGUAUGGAAGGUAAGGGGGAUAUGCAUCUGACGGUAUGAAAUGUAGGAGGGGAUAUGCAUCUGACGGUAUGAAAUGUCAGAGAGGGAUAUGCAUCUGACGGUAUGAAAUGUAGGAGGGGAUAUGCAUCUGACGGUAUGAAAUGUCAGAGAGGGAUAUGCAUCUGACGGUAUGAAAUGCAUUUCCCUCUCUUACAUCUGACGGUAUGAAAUGCAUUUCCCUCUCUUACAUCUGACGGUAUGAAAUGUAAGAGGGGGAUAUGCAUCUGACGGUAUGAAAUGUAAGAGGGGGAUAUGCAUCUGACGGUAUGGAAGGUAAUUGGGGGAUAUGCAUCUUAUUAUAUGGAAUAUAAGAGAGUGUAUGUGUUUAAAGGUAUGAAGAAGUAUAGAAAGGAGACCUGUUUCUAACAGUAUGCAGGGGAAGAAAGACAUCAGUACUGAUGAUACAGACUGGUAGUAUGGAGUUUGGGGAUCGGCACCUUAUGGUAUGUUUAUUUUCCUGGGGAUGUUUGAUAUAUCACUUGUACCAGAACACGUCUUAACGACAGGGAAAAGAAAGGUAUAUGUAGCAUCAGCAGAUUAAGUUUAAAUAGCCAAAGUUUCAUUUUAGGAACAUGGGAAUGAAGCUGACAAGAAGAAGCUUUUGAAAGAGAUGAGCAAUAUGUGGCAUUAAAUUAGAAUAGUGUAGCCUGGCCGAAAUAUAUCAUUUUAAUGACGUGCCUGUAUGAUCACACUUCGACCAUGGUACUUUGUAACUUGGUAUGAAAUAUUAACACGUACGUAAUCAAACUCUCUGUGUGCACAGCAGGAACUCUGCACCCAAAAACCCAUGGUACAUCGUAGCUUGGUAUCUUAAAUAUAAAGAAAUCAUUGAGUGCACAUUACAGACAUAGCGAAAAGUCGCCGAGGUACAUUGUAACGCAAGGUCACAGAGUUUCAUGAAUGUUAAGAUACCCAUCAGUAUGCACACAUACAUUCGUGGGGCAGUCAAAGUCAUGUUUUAUCUGGUUACUGUAUUGUUAUAUCUAAAACAUUGCUUCUAAACUCCUGGGUGAGAAUCCAAAGUUCGAUCCCCAAUGGUCACAACCCAUGCAACUGCCCACAACGCAUUUUUGCUGUAACAGCGGUGCCCAGAUUAAAGAGCUCUCGGACACAGAAGAGUCCAAUACAGGUUUUUUUUUUAGCGGAAUGGUUUUCAAAUAUAUUACAUUACAGUUGAAGAAUGGGUUGGUGAUUUAUUUUUCCAAUGAAAGAAUGGGUUGCAAACCUACUGCAGUAAUCUGGAUCUCUAUAAAACAAAAAUGUUAUGAACCAGCAACCUUGCGCAUGGUCAUAUGGAAGAUUGUGGUCUCAGACUAUAAGUAAUGUGAUAAUCCAAUGUUUUAUACCCAAGGCACUCUAUUUUAUUUAUACUAGACUGUGUAAGAUAAAGGUGGGAGGAAAGUCCUCAGUGUAAAUAUGCGAUAGACAAUGGCAGUUAUUAUUAAUCAUGUUUACCUGUACAUGUAAUUUGUGUAAACCUUUUAUGUAUUUUUUUCUUAUUUUGUCAAUAAAUUCCCAUUUUGAGAGGCUAUUACACAAUUUAAUUUUGAGGAAAAGGAGAUCUCUAAAAUGAUAUUAUUAAAAUGUUCAAUUACAAAAAAAAACAAAAAAACAAUCCAUUUUACUGCACUGUUGGGGUUGAUGUAAUUAACAUGGGGAGACUUAGGGAUAUGAUGUAAAUUAUAAAUAGUAUUACCUAUGGUAAGGCUAUCUCAUAAGCGUCAGUUCACAAACACAGAACACGUUACAUAAAAACAGUACAUAGAAAAGUAGGAAAAUGUAAAUGAAAGCGGUAAGAAGAGAGAAAGUUGGCGUUGGCCACAAUGAAUAAUCAUAUUUUAAAGCAUCUCUGACUGCAGCUUAAACUCAGGCUCCUUGAAUGCUCGAAGUCCAGGCUAUCACAUUUUUAAGGACAUCAGACGUAAUAGAACAAGAACAGGAUGUCUCACGCCUGUAAAGGUCAUUAUUGCUGGAGUCUGCGAAUGAAAGCAGUUUACAAGGACAGCAGUACAGAGGCUUGAAAUGUGUAAAGGUGUUUACUAAAUACAAUACCAGGUGAAGAGGAACCAGCGGUAUCAAGAGAGCCAUCAUAGAGUAAUCAGACAAUGUACCAGGUGAGGGACCAUGAGAAGUAGCAGCAAAGUACCAGGGGAAUGACCAUCCAAAGAUGUGUUCAUGCAAUCUAAACCAGCGGUGCCCAAAAGGUAGAUCCCCAGAUAAUUGAAAACUACAGCUUCCAUGAUGCUUUGCUGUUCUAAAGGCAUGCAAAGCAUCAUGGGAGUUGUAGUUCUACGACACCUAGGAAUCUAACUUUUUGGCACCCCUUAUCUAAACCCUCAAGGCAGGCAUCUCUGUCAUAAUAAUUAUUAUUGCCAUUUAUAUAGCGCCAACAGAUUCCGUAGCGCUUUACAAUGUUAUGAGAGGGGAUUUAACUAUAAAUAAGACAAUUACAAAUAAACUUACGGGAACAAUAGGUUGAAGAGGACCCUGCUCAAUCGAGCUUUCAUUCUAUAGGAUCAGGAAAGAACGUCAGGUAACCUGAAGUCAGCAGACAAGUGACUGGGAAAACAAGAGAACGAGAGAAGGUGGAAAAGUUGGAUAGCAGGUAGAAAAGUUCUGGAGCAAAGGAGCAAUGAUUCGAGAGUCUCUGGUUUUUAAAAAAACCAUGUCAGGUGCAUGUCUUAUCAAUCAUAGUGAAAAAUGUCACAGUGUACAUACAUUCUAAAACUCCUAUAACUAAAACCAUGGAAAAAAUACACACACAAAAAAAUAGAACUGAGAGAGGACAGACACCUUGUCCAUAGAUAGCACUCUGAUAUAUCAUGGAGGAUAUGCAUUGUACAUGGCAACAAGGAACCCAAGCCAAGAGCCGGAAUAGCUGGAAUAUCUUGUUGAAACACUUGUGGCACCAUUAACGUGUGACAUUCAGGCUGGGAGGGUUAUUGGAACACUGUGUGGUGUGUAAGUUCAGAUUGUUGCAGGUGGAGUGUGGCUUGAGGAACUAUACACUAUCAAUUCAGAACAGAAUGCAGGACAGGUGAAGUUGUAGAAUAUAUAGGACACAUCCAGAACAUAAACAAUAAUCAGCGACAACAUUCAAACCACUAACAGGUGACGUGAAUAACAUGGAUUAUAUUGUACCUUGAUGUCCUCAUUUCUGGUUUCCCUGACUCAGCUUGUCCCUGACCAUUCUUUAUCUAUCAAACGUAAAGCCCAGCCACUCUAAGGACUCUCAGGACCGGUAUACUUUAAAUGUUUAUUAUCAUUUAUACUCUGUGUGUUGGGUCACUUAGACAUCUUUACGUGUUGAUUCUCUUUAUGUAUUUAAAUGUUUCUAUCAUAUCCCCCCUGUCUCGUCUUUCCUCCAAGCUAUACAUGUUAAGAUCCUUUAACCUUUCCUGGUAAGUUUUAUCCUGCAAUCCAUGAACCAGUUUAGUAGCCCUUCUCUGAACCCUCUCUAAGGUAUCAAUAUCCUUCUGAAGAUACGGUCUCCAGUACUGUGUACAAUACUCCAAGUGAGGUCUCACCAGUGUUCUCUGUACAAUGGCAUGAGCACUUCCUUCUUUCUACUGCUAAUACUUCUCCCUAUACAACCAAGCAUUAUGCUAGCAUUUCCUGCUGCUCUAUUACAUUGUCUGCCUACCUUUAAGUCAUCAGAAAUAAUCACCCUAAAUGCCUUUCCUCAGAUGUUGAGGUUAGGACUAUCAAAUAUUCUGUACUCUGCCCUUUUUACGUCCAAGAUGCAUUAUCUAGGGAUCAACCGAUAUUGAUUUUUUCAGAGCAGAUACCGAUAAUCUGUGAACUUUCAGGCUGAUAGCCGAUAACUUUUCGAUAUUCUGUACAUUUACCAUUUUGAAAAAAUAAACUAUUUCUAAAGCUAAAUGUACAAAAUAUACAUGCCACGUGUAGUGGAUGCAGUGUGUUUAGACAGGGGAGCUGUGUGUGUUUGUGUAGUGUGUAUAUAAUGAAUGCAGAGUGUGUGUUUGUGUAGUGUGUGUAUAGUGAAUGUAGGGUGUGGUGUGUAACGUGAACGCAGUCUGUGGUAUGUAAAGUGAAUGCAGUGUGUAGUGUAUGUUGCUGAAUGGAUGUAAUUUGUGUAAAAUGGGGGGAGGGACCAUUUUUUAUUUUAAUUUUUAAUAUUUAUGUUUGUUUGUUUUUUUCCCCCUCCCUGCUUGUUGCCUGGCCAGGGAGGGGGGCUAUAGCAAUCCCUGGUGGUCCAGUGGUAUGGGCUGAGCAGUGGAGGGGCCGCAGCAAGCUGUUACUUACCUUCCCUGCAGCUCCUCCAGCUCACUGUGUAAAUCUCGUUGCCUGAAUGCCGCAUGGAGCAUUGCCAUGGUAACACGUGGCGACGCUCUGGCGGUCACGGGUCUCGCGAGAUUUACACAGGGGAGCUGGAGGAGCUGCAGGAAAGGUAAGUAACAGCUUGCUGCUGGCCCCCCCAGGACCGCCGGGCUUGUAAUGGGCACGGCGGUCCUGGGAGGUAUUAUCGGCAAUAUCGGUAUCUAUAUUGGCCGAUACCGAUAUUGCCAAAAAUACCGAAUAUCGGCCGAUAAUAUCGGUAAAACCGAUAAUCGGUCGAUCCCUAGCAUUAUCUUGCACUUAUCCACAUUAAAUGUCAGUUGCCACAACUCUGACCAUUUUUCUAGUUUACCUAAAUCAUUUGUCAUUUGGCUUAUCCCUCCUGGAACAUCAACCCUGUUACAUAUCUUAGUAUCAUCAGCAAAAAGACAUACCUUACCAUCAAGACCUUCUGCAAUAUCACUAAUAAAAAUAUUAAAGAGAAUGGGUCCAAGUACAGAUCCCUGAGGUACCCCACUGGUGACAAGUCCAAGCUUCGAAUAUAUUCCAUUAACUACAAGCCUCUGUUGCCUGUCACUCAGCCACUGCCUUACCCAUUCAACAAUAUUGGAAUCCAAACUUAAAGACUGCAGUUUAUUGAUAAGCCUUCUAUGUGCAACAGUGUCAAAAGCCUUACUGAAAUCUAGGUAAGCAAUGUCUACUGCACCACCCUGAUCUAUAAUUUUAGUUACCCAAUCAAAAAAAUCAAUAAGAUUAGUUUGGCAUGAUCUCCCUGAAGUAAACCCAUGUUGUCUCUGAUCUUGAAAUCCAUGUGUUUUUAGAUGUUCAUCAAUCCUAUCCUUUAACAUGGUUUCCAUCACUUUCCCCACUACUGAAGUAAGGCUUACUGGCCUAUAGUUGCCCGACUCCUCCCUAUUACCUUUCUUGUAAAUGGGCACAACAUUCGCUAACUUCCAAUCUUCUGGGACUACUCCUGUUAACAAUGAUUGGUUAAAUAAAUCUGUUAAUGGUUUUACUAGUACACCACUAAAUUAUUUUAAUAACUUUAGGUUCAGGCCAUCAGACCCCAAAUACCUAUUUGUAUUUACUUUAGACAGCUGAUAUAAAACCUUUUGCUCUGUAAACUCACGUGUAAUAAAUGACUCAUUUGUUUUCUUUCCUAACUGAGGUCCCUUUCCUUCAUUUUGAUCUGUAAAUACUUAACAAAAAUAUUCAUUGAGGCAGUCAGCUAGACCUUUAUCCUCUUCUACAUACAUUCCUUCUAUUGCUUUUAUUCUACUAAACACUUGUUUUACUUUCCUUUUCUCAUUUUUAUAUCUAAAAUAUGUUUUCUUUUGUGGCUUCCCUGGUUUCCAGUGGGACUCUGUAGCAGCAGGAGACAUUAUGUUAGUGGGGAUUGCUGCGGCCGAUGGGAGUGGGCUGCCGCUGGACUAGACUGCCCCCUCCUGUCUCUCCAGCUCCAUGCAGCUCUCUGUGUACCAGGAGGAGGAAGAGAACUGUAAUUACAUCCUCCUGACACUGAAUCCACACAGAUAUUGGGCACGGGCCAUGCCGGAUUGCCAUUUCCCUGCAUGGCCUCAGCGUCUGGAGGAAGUAAAUACAGUUCCCUUCAAUUCCUUCCGGUACACCGACGCACAGUGAUCUACACAGGGAUAGAGAAACAAGAAGAGGGGGAACGGGCUGACAAAUCCCAUGCACCUGGACAAAAUUUGUUGUCGCCAUGGCAACCUGGGAUUUGCCAAGUCCUAAGAUAACACAUAAUAAUAUUAAUAGAUUUAUACGAUUACUUUAUACUAAUAAUAUAUACCAGAUACAACCAUUAAAGAAACACUCCAGACACCAUACCCACUGUAGCUUUUACUAAAAGCAAAUAGCGACUUUAUUAUUAACAGUCAUUAUUAAAGUAAAAACAUUGUGUCUGGGAUAAUGGGUAAGAGCUUCGGACCUCCGUGGGUGCUGUGUGUCCAUUGGGGAGCCCUGCAUUGGGUGCUGAGGUGCAUAGUACACGGAGUGUUGUGUGUUUAAAUAAAUACCUUGUAUUGGGUGCUCUGUGUGCCCAUCAGGAUGCCAGUAAUGAAGUCUGCUCUGCCAAGGAAUACCGUUCAUUGAGUGCUGUCCUGCACCAAGUAAUGUCUGUGCCAAUGAGGGUGCCCUGCAAUGGGUGCCCCUGCAAUGUCUGUGCACAGGAAUACCUUGCACUGGGUGAUGUCUGUGCCCAUCAGGGUGCCCUGCACUAGGUGCUGUCUGUACCAGUGAGGAUGCUCUGCAAUGUGGUGAGGGUACUCUACAAUGGGUGCUGUCUGGGACAGUGAGGGUGCUAACUACACCGAUGAGGGUGCUCUGCAAUGGGUGCACGCCAUAACAGCAAUGUAAAAAAAUAAUAAUUGUAUAAUACAUGUGAACGAAACGGUAACUAAUACUUUUACCCAGUGGAAGUAGUGGCACCCACCAUUGUAAGCACUUUAACCAUUUUAGAUCAGUUUGACAUCUUACCUGCCUUCCAGCUCACACUGCUGUAUGGGAAGACCCAUUUCUACGUAGAUAACUACGGCUCGUCGUCUCUUCCUUUAAUACAUUUAUACCUAAAUAAUACAAACACGUUACUACGUAUAAAACAUUUAUUAAAUUAUAUAAAUUAAACGGUCAGAUAUAUUUUCUUAUCAGAUUAACGGACUCUAUAAAUGAAGGAUGACCUGAUAAAAUAAUUAUAUAAAGAUACAGAUUAUAUCCUUUACUAUAUGAUAAUAGCAUUUCUAUCAAUAAAAAUGUCCUAGUGAUAUAACUGUGUCACAUUAUACCAGAACAUGAAUAAUUCUAUAAUUUAAUAAUAAUAAAUAUAAUAAUGAAUGGGAUUAGAACACACAUUAGAUACAGUAGCACAUUAAGCAGACACACACUGGGACACGUGACUCCCCGCUGCUAACUCAGUGUUCCAUCACAUUCCCCUACCAGUCAGAAUGUCCUACCCACGUGACUUCCGGUGAGGCAUGGCACAGGAAGUGUUAAAACGUUCAACCAUGUUGUUGGAGGUGCCAACCGGAAGCGGAACCAGCUGGAGAACAGCUAGCACACCGGAACCGGAAAUCCGUCACCUUAUGUCAUCUAGUGCAACCGGAAGUAGAAACUACUCGUGAAGAGUCUGGAUUAAGAAAUAAAAACUGCGAAACCCGGUAAUAAAAAUUAUUAUAUAUUAUAUAUAGAGAGAGACUGCGAUAUCAGGUAAUAAAUAUCAUUAUAUAUUAUAUAUAUAGAGAGAGAUACUGCUAUAUCAGGUAAUAAAUAUCAUUAUAUAUUAUAUAUAGAGAGAGAUACUGCUAUAUCAGGUAAUAAAUAUCAUUAUAUAUUAUAUAUAGAGAGAGAGACUGCGAUAUCAGGUAAUAAAUAUCAUUAUAUAUUAUAUAUAGAGAGAGAUACUGCGAUAUCAGGUAAUAAAUAUCAUUAUAUAUUAUAUAUAGAGAGAGAUACUGCGAUAUCGGGUAAUAACUAUCAUUAUAUAUUAUAUAUAGAGAGAGAGACUGUGAUAUCAGGUAAUAAAUAUCAUUAUAUUAUAUAUAGAGAGAGAUACUGCGAUAUCAGGUAAUAAAUAUCAUUAUAUAUUAUAUAUAGAGAGAGAUACUGCGAUAUCAGGUAAUAAAUAUCAUUAUAUAUUAUAUAUAGAGAGAGACUGCGAUAUCCCGUAAUAAAUAUCAUUAUAUAUUAUAUAUAGAGAGAGAGACUGUGAUAUCAGGUAAUAAAUAUCAUUAUAUUAUAUAUAGAGAGAGAGAGAGACUGUGAUAUCAGGUAAAAAAUAUCAUUAUAUAUUAUAUAGAGAGAGAGAGAGAUACUGCGAUAUCAGGUAAUAACUAUCAUUAUAUAUUAUAUAUAGAGAGAGAGACUGCGAUAUCAGGUAAUAAAUAUCAUUAUAUUAUAUAUAGAGAGAGAUACUGCGAUAUCAGGUAAUAACUAUCAUUAUAUAUUAUAUAUAGAGAGAGAUACUGCGAUAUCAGGUAAUAACUAUCAUUAUAUAUUAUAUAUAGAGAGAGAGACUGUGAUAUCAGGUAAUAAAUAUCAUUAUAUUAUAUAUAGAGAGAGAUACUGCGAUAUCAGGUAAUAAAUAUCAUUAUAUUAUAUAUAGAGAGAGAUACUGCGAUAUCAGGUAAUAAAUAUCAUUAUAUAUAGAGAGAGAGACUGUGAUAUCAGGUAAUAAAUAUCAUUAUAUAUAGAGAGAGAGACUGUGAUAUCAGGUAAUAAAUAUCAUUAUAUAUUAUAUAUAUAGAGAGAGAGAUACUGCGAUAUCAGGUAAUAAAUAUCAUUAUAUAUUAUAUAUAGAGAGAGAGAUACUGCGAUAUCAGGUAAUAAAUAUCAUUAUAUAUUAUAUAUAGAGAGAGACUGCGAUAUCAGGUAAUAAAUAUCAUUAUAUAUUAUAUAUAGAGAGAGACUGCGAUAUCAGGUAAUAAAUAUCAUUAUAUAUUAUAUAUAGAGAGAUACUGCGAUAACAGGUAAUAAAUAUCAUUAUAUAUUAUAUAUAGAGAGAGAGAUACUGCGAUAUCAGGUAAUAAAUAUCAUUAUAUAUUAUAUAUAGAGAGAGACUGCGAUAUCAGGUAAUAAAUAUCAUUAUAUAUUAUAUAUAGAGAGAGAGACUGCGAUAUCAGGUAAUAAAUAUCAUUAUAUAUUAUAUAUAGAGAGAGAGACUGUGAUAUCAGGUAAUAAAUAUCAUUAUAUAUUAUAUAUAGAGAGAGAGAUACUGUGAUAUCAGGUAAUAAAUAUCAUUAUAUAUUAUAUAUAGAGAGAGAGAUACUGCGAUAUCAGGUAAUAAAUAUCAUUAUAUAUUAUAUAUAUAGAAAGACUGCGAUAUCAGGUAAUAAAUAUCAUUAUAUAUUAUAUAUAGAGAGAGAGACUGCGAUAUCAGGUAAUAAAUAUCAUUAUAUAUUAUAUAUAGAGAGAGAGACUGUGAUAUCAGGUAAUAAAUAUCAUUAUAUAUAGAGAGAGAGAUACUGUGAUAUCAGGUAAUAAAUAUCAUUAUAUAUUAUAUAUAGAGAGAGAGAUACUGCGAUAUCAGGUAAUAAAUAUCAUUAUAUAUUAUAUAUAUAGAAAGACUGCGAUAUCAGGUAAUAAAUAUCAUUAUAUAUUAUAUAUAGAGAGAGAGACUGUGAUAUCAGGUAAUAAAUAUCAUUAUAUAUUAUAUAUAGAGAGAGAGACUGCGAUAUCAGGUAAUAAAUAUCAUUAUAUAUUAUAUAUAGAGAGAGAGAUACUGCGAUAUCAGGUAAUAAAUAUCAUUAUAUAUUAUAUAUAGAGAGAGAGACUGUGAUAUCAGGUAAUAAAUAUCAUUAUAUAUUAUAUAUAGAGAGAGAGACUGCGAUAUCAGGUAAUAAAUAUCAUUAUAUAUAUAUAGAGAGAGAUACUGUGAUAUCAGGUAAUAAAUAUCAUUAUAUAUUAUAUAUAGAGAGAGAUACUGCGAUAUCAGGUAAUAAAUAUCAUUAUAUAUAUAGAGAGAGAUACUGUGAUAUCAGGUAAUAAAUAUCAUUAUAUAUUAUAUAUAGAGAGAGAUACUGCGAUAUCAGGUAAUAAAUAUCAUUAUAUAUUAUAUAUAGAGAGAGAGAUACUGCGAUAUCAGGUAAUAAAUAUCAUUAUAUAUUAUAUAUAGAGAGAGAUACUGCGAUAUCAGGUAAUAAAUAUCAUUAUAUAUUAUAUAUAGAGAGAGAUACUGCGAUAUCAGGUAAUAAAUAUCAUUAUAUAUUAUAUAUAGAGAGAGAGACUGCGAUAUCAGGUAAUAAAUAUCAUUAUAUAUUAUAUAUAGAGAGAGAUACUGCGAUAUCAGGUAAUAAAUAUCAUUAUAUAUUAUAUAUAGAGAGAUACUGCGAUAUCAGGUAAUAAAUAUCAUUAUAUAUUAUAUAUAGAGAGAGAGACUGCGAUAUCAGGUAAUAAAUAUCAUUAUAUAUUAUAUAUAGAGAGAGAUACUGUGAUAUCAGGUAAUAAAUAUCAUUAUAUAUUAUAUAUAGAGAGAGAUACUGUGAUAUCAGGUAAUAAAUAUCAUUAUAUAUUAUAUAUUUAAAGGGCCGGCAGCUGCCGGCCCUGCCUAGGUCUUAUUUUCGGGGUAGGGCUUAUAUUGCAGCCCACCCCGAUAAUCCAGCUAGGGCUUAUUUUCGGGGUAGGGUGUAUUUUCGGGAAAACAGGGUAAUAAAUAUCAUUAUAUAGAGAGAGAGACUGCGAUAUCAGGUAAUAAAUAUCAUUAUAUAUUAUAUAUAGAGAGAGAGACUGUGAUAUCAGGUAAUAAAUAUCAUUAUAUAUUAUAUAUAGAGAGAGACUGCGAUAUCAGGUAAUAAAUAUCAUAUAUUAUAUAGAGAGAGAUACUGUGAUAUCAGGUAAUAAAUAUCAUAUAUUAUAUAGAGAGAGAUACUGUGAUAUCAGGUAAUAAAUAUCAUUAUAUAUUAUAUAUAGAGAGAUAUACUGUGAUAUCAGGUAAUAAAUAUCAUUAUAUAUUAUAUAUAGAGAGAGAUACUGUGAUAUCAGGUAAUAAAUAUCAUUAUAUAUUAUAUAUAGAGAGAGACUGCGAUAUCAGGUAAUAAAUAUCAUAUAUUAUAUAGAGAGAGAUACUGUGAUAUCAGGUAAUAAAUAUCAUUAUAUAUUAUAUAUAGAUAGAGAGAGAGACUGUGAUAUCCGGUAAUAAAUAUCAUUAUAUAUUAUAUAUAUAGAGAGAGAGAGACUGUGAUAUCAGGUAAUAAAUAUCAUUAUAUAUAGAGCGAGAUACUGUGAUAUCCGGUAAUAAAUAUCAUUAUAUAUUAUAUAUAUAGAGAGAGAGAGACUGCGAUAUCAGGUAAUAAAUAUCAUUAUAUAUUAUAUAUAGAGAGAGAGACUGUGAUAUCAGGUAAUAAAUAUCAUUAUAUAUUAUAUAGAGAGAGAUACUGCGAUAUCGGGUAAUAAAUAUCAUUAUAUAUUAUAUAUAGAGAGAGAUACUGCAAUAUAAGGUAAUAAAUAUCGUUAUGUAUUAUAUAUAUAGAGAGAUACUGCGAUAUCAGGUAAUAAAUAUCAUUAUGUAUUAUAUAUAGAGAGAGAUACUGCGAUAUCAGGUAAUAAAUAUCAUUAUAUAUUAUAGAGAGAGAGAUACUGCGAUAUCAGGUAAUAAAUAUCAUUAUGUAUUAUAUAUAGAGAGAGAUACUGCGAUAUCAGGUAAUAAAUAUCAUUAUAUAUUAUAUAUAGAGAGAUACUGCGAUAACAGGUAAUAAAUAUCAUUAUAUAUUAUAUAUAGAGAGAGAGAGAUACUGCGAUAUCAGGUAAUAAAUAUCGUUAUGUAUUAUAUAUAGAGAGAGACUGUGAUAUCAGGUAAUAAAUAUUAUUAUAUAUUAUAUAGAGAGAGAGAUACUGUGAUAUCAGCUAAAAAAUAUCAUAUAUUAUAUAGAGAUACUGUGAUAUCAGGUAAUAAAUAUCAUUAUAUAUUAUAUAUAGAGAGAGAUACUGCGAUAUCAGGUAAUAAAUAUCGUUAUGUAUUAUAUAUAGAGAGAGACUGUGAUAUCAGGUAAUAAAUAUUAUUAUAUAUUAUAUAGAGAGAGAGAUACUGUGAUAUCAGGUAAAAAAUAUCAUUAUAUAUUAGGGAUCGACCGAUAUUGAUUUUUCAGAGCCGACCGAUAUUGAUUUUUUAGAGCCGAUACCGAUACGAUAAUCUGCAAACUUUCAGGCCGAUAGCCGAUAUCUUGCCGAUAUUCUGUACAUUUACUAUUUUGAAUAAAUAAACUAAUUCGAAAGGUAAAUGCACAAAAUAUACAUGCCACAUGUAGUGGAUGAAGUGUGUUUAGACAGGGGAACUGUGUGUGUUUGUGUAGUGUGUGUGUAUAUAAUGCAGUGUGUGUAGUGUGUAUAUAAUGCAGUGUGUUUAUGUAGUGUGUGUAUAUAAUGCAGUGUGUUUAUGUAGUGUGUGUAUAUAAUGCAGUGUGUUUAUGUAGUGUGUGUGUAUAAUGCAGUGUGUUUUUGUGUGUGUAUGUAAUGCAGUGUGUGUGUGUUUGUGUAGUGUGUGUUUGUGUAGUGUGUAUGUAAUGCAGUGUGUGUGUCUGUGUAGUGUGUAUGUAAUGCAGUAUGUGUACUGUUUGUGUAGUGUGUAUGUAAUGCAGUGUGUGUGCAGUGUAGUGUGUCUGUAAUGCAGUAUGUGUGCAGUGUAGUGUUUGUGUAGUGUGUAUGUAAUGCAGUGUGUGUGCCUGUGUAGUGUGUGUGUAUGUAAUGCAGUAUGUGUACUGUGUUUGUGUAGUGUGUAUGUAAUGCAGUGUGUGUCUGUAAUGCAGUAUGUGUGCAGUGUCUGUCUGUGUAGUGUGUGUAUGUAAUGCAGUGUGUGUGCCUGUGUAGUGUGUAUGUAAUGCAGUAUGUGUGCAGUGUGUGUUUGUGUAGUGUGUGUUUGUGUAGUGAUGUAAUUUGUGUAAUUUUUUAUUUUAAUAUUUUUUUUUAAUAUUUAAAUGUUUUUUUUUUGUUUAGUCCCCCCCCAGUGUGUUUGUGUAGUGUGUAUGUUAUGCAGUAUGUGUGCAGUGUGUGUGUGUGUAGUGAUGUAAUUUGUGUAAUUUUUUAUUUUAAUUUUUUUUUUAAUAUUGAAAUGUUUUUUUUAUUUUUUGUUUAGUCCCCCCUCCCUGCUUCUUACCAGGGAGGGGGAUAUAGUAUUCCCUGGUGGUCCAGUGGCUUGUUAAGUACAGUGGUGGCUCAGCAGCAGCAAGCGCUGACUUACCUUGCAUGCAGCUCCUACAGCUCCCUGUGUAAAUCUCGCGGCUCUUAGUGCCGCGCGGAGCGUUGCCAUGGUAACCCGUGGCAACGCUCUGCGGCCGCGGGUCUCGCGAGAUUUACACAGGGAGCUGUAGGAGCUGCAUGCAAGGUAAGUCAGCGCUUGCUGCUGGCCCCCACAGGACCGCCGGGCUUGUAAUGGGCCCGGCGGUCCUGUUAUAUAUUAUCGGCAAUAUCGGUAUCUGAAUUGGCCGAUACCGAUAUUGCCGAAAAUACCAAAUAUCGGCCGAUAAUAUCGGCCAGACCGAUAAUCGGUCGAUCCCUAUUAUAUAUUAUAUUUAGAGAGAGAGACUGCGAUAUCAGGUUAUAAAUAUCAUUAUAUAUUAUAGAGAGAGACUGCGAUAUCAGGUAAUAAAUAUCAUUUUAUAAUAUAUAUAUAUAUAUUAUAUAUAGAGAGAGAGAUACUUGGAUAUCAUGCAAUAAAUAUUAUAUAUAUAUAGAGAGAGAGACUGCGAUAUCAUGUAAUAAAUAUCAUUAUAUAUUAUAUAGAAAGACUGCGAUAUCAGGUAAUAAAUAUCAUUAUAUAUUAUAUAUAUAGAGAGAGAGAGACUGUGAUAUCAGGUAAUAAAUAUCAUUAUAUAUUAUAUACAGGUGAUACUCGAAAAAUUAUAAUAUCGUGCAAAAGUUCCUUUAUUUCAGUAAUGCAACGUAAAUGGGGAAACUAAUAUAUGAAAUAGACGCAUUACAUGCAAAGCGAGAUAGUUCAAGCCGUGAUUUGUCAUAAGUGCGAUGAUUAUGGCUUACAGCUCAUGAAAACCCCAAAUCCACAAUCUCAGUAGUUUAGAAUAUUACAUGCAAUCAAUAAAACAACGAGUGUACAUAGAACAAUAUCGGACCUCUGAAAAUUAUAAGCAUGCAUAUGGACUCAGUACUUGGUUUGGGCCCAAUUACAGCCUAAAUGCUUUGUGGCAUGGGAGCGAUUAGACCGUGGCACUGCUAAGGUGUUAUGGAAGACCAGGAUGCUUCAGUAGCGGCCUUCAGCUCUUCUUCAUUGUUUGGUCUCAUGUCUCUCAUCUUUCUCUUGGCAAUGCCCCAUAGAUUCUCAGUGGAGUUCAGGUCAGGCGAGUUUGCUGGCCAAUCAAGCACAGUAAUCCCACGGUCAUUGAACCAGGCUUUGAUACUUUUGGCAGUGUGGGCAGGUGCCAAGUCCUGCUGGAAAAUGAAGUCAGCAUCCCCAUAAAGCUCGUCUGCGGAAGGAUGCACGAAGUGCUACAAAAUCUCCUGGUAGACAGCUGCAUUGUGAAGCACCGUGGACCAACAUCAGAAGAUGACAUGGCUCCCCAAAUCAACACAGACUUUGGAUACUUUACACUGGACUUCAAGCAUCUUGCAGUGUGUGCCUCUCCAUUCUUCCUCCAGACUCUGGGUCCUUGGUUUCCAAAUGAGAUGCAAAAGUUGCUUUCAUUAGAAAAGAGGACUUUGGACCACUGAGCAACAGACCAGGUCUGUUUUUCUUUAGCCCAGGUAAGACGCUUCUGACGUUGUUUGUUGUUUAGGAGCGGCUUGACAAGAGUAAUACGACAUCUGAAGCCCAUGUCCAGGAUCCAUCUGUGUGUGGUGGCUCUUGAUGCACUGUCUCCAGCCUCAGUCCACUCCUUGUGAAAGUGCCCAACACAUUUGAAUGGCCUUUUCCUGACAAUCCUCUCCAGGCUGCGGUCAUCCCUGCUGCUUGUGCACCCUUUUCUUCCACACUUUUCCCUUCCACAUAACGUUCUAUUAAUGUGCUUUGAUACAGCACUUUGGGAACAUCCAACUUCCUUCGCAAUUACCUUUUGAGGCUUUCCCUCCUUAUGGAGGGUGUCAAUGAUGGUUUUCUGCGCAACUGUCAGGUCAGCAGUCUUCCCCAUGAUUGUGAUUCCUACUGAACCAGACCGAGAGACCAUUUAAAGGCUCAGAAACCCUUUGCAGGUGUUAUGGCUUACUUAGCUAAUUAGAGUGGGAUACUGUGAGCCUAGAAUAUUGCACCUUUUCACAAUAUUCUAAUUUACUGAGAUUGUGGAUUUGGGAUUUUCAUGAACUGUAAACCAUAAUCAUCGCACUUAUGAUAAAUCACGGCUUGAACUAUCUUGCUUUGCUUGUAAUGCGUCUAUCUCAUAUAUUAGUUUCCCCUUUUACGUUGCAUUAGUGAAAUAAAUGGACUUUUGCACAAUAUUCAAAUUUUUCGAGGAUCACCUGUAGAGAGAGAGAGACUGCUAUAUCAGGUAAUAAAUAUCAUUAUAUAUUAUAUGGAGAGAGAUACUGUGAUAUCAGGUAAUAAAUAUCAUUAUAUAUUAUGUAGAGAGAGACAGACUGCGAUAUCAGGUGAUAAAUAUUAUUAUAUAUUAUCAUAUAGAGAUACUUCAACGUCAGUUAAUAAAUAUUAUAUAGAUUGUGAUUUUGGGAUAUGUAUCAUUAUAUAAGAUCGUUGAGAGAGAUCUGGUUAUAAAAAUAAUUAUAUAUUAAUAUAAAGAGAAAUACUGCUAACUUGAGAGAGAGGUGUGUGUGUGUGUGUCUGUCUGUCUCUAGAUAUAUAGAGAGACAUAUAGAUAUGUAACAAGACUCAUGUAAAAGUAAUUGAAGACAACAUGACAGGAAUGUUCCCUAGGAGAAAGUGAGAGAUAUAGAGUACCUUUCAUGGCGAUUACCUUGUUUAUUGUUCCUUUCAGAGCUCAUUGGUGCAAGAAACAGGUGACCAUGUCAGACAGCGAGGAUAGCAAUUUCUCCGAGGAGGAUAGUGAGAGGAGCAGCGAAGCUGAGGAAGUAGAGGUAAGAGAGGCCAUACAUCUCUUCUAUAGGAAAUCUCUAUAAUGUUCCACUUCAGGACAUGAAUAGAUCUUCCUCUCUCAUUUGACUGCAGCAGGAAGCGGAGGAAGAGAGAGCUAGUGCUGCUGGCAGUGAGAAAGGAGAUGAAGAAGAGGUUGAAGAGGAGGAUGAGGAUGAAUAUGAUGAAGAGGAGGAGGAGGAGGAUGAUGAUCGGCCUCGAAAGAAACCGCGACAUGGAGGAUUUAUCCUUGAUGAAGCCGGUAAGAAACCGUAGCAUUAAAUCACAAAGUACUCCUGUUACAAAGAGCACUGGUGAUUAACAAAUUGCUAGAAGUGGGCCUAAUGCAUUGCAAAGCCAUGCACCAUGCAUGCCUCCAGCACUCGAGUUUAUUGGUGACAUGCAAAAAUAAAUCUCUCAUAACAUAAAUAUGCUCUUAAACACAAUUGUGCACUCUUGCUCACCUGCAGACCAAGAUCUCGUCUGACCACCAGGUUGGGUAAUUUCAAAGUAACAUUUCCGAUUUCUGUGACACCCUGAAUUGAUCAGGUGGGGCUCAUUAGACAGGUGACAUAACACUGUUGGGUCAAAACGUUUUUAAAAACGAGGCUCUUAACCCCUUAAGGAAAGAGCUUCAAAAGCUUGUCUUCCACUUAAUGACAAAAGCAUUUUUUUAAAAAUUUUUUUUACAGUUUUUGCAAUAAUUAUGCUUGCACAAUUAGUGCAGGUUAAGGAAAGUAAUUAAAAAUAAAUUCAUUUAGUUGUUCUGAUUUACAGAAUAUAUAAUGUGUCUGGGAUUUUAAGUUUUUUUUUUUUUGGUAGUUACGGGUCACAAAGCACAAGGAGUAAAAUAAACUUUUAAUAUGGAGCGAUUUUAGAAUUUGGUAUGUUUGUCUUGUAAGCUUAAUAGCCAUAAAAGAAAACGAAAUUGCCACACAAAAGUAUAUAUUUAUAUAAAGUAGACAUCAUGGGCUAUUGUUCUAAGGUUGUUUUGACACUUUGUACGUAGCCAUUUCACCGCCAACCUCUGCCAAAUAUUGGAGUAAAAUUGUGUUUUUUUUGGUUUUUGGCACACAAACGUAUAACAAAGAAAUUCUCAUGUGUAUUUUGUAAAGUUCGUGUGUGCAUUCCUGUACAAAGUUUUAUUUUGUGUUCAGUUAUAUCUGCUGAGUAAAAUGACACCCCCAUUGUAUGUCUUUGGCACUAUUUCAUGAAGCUACAGUGCCAUAUAGGAGACCUGUCCUUUUCAGUAUUCACAGUAGAAUUUUGAGAGACGGAUUUAAUGAGCCUAUGCUUCCAUUUGGGGGUAUUAUAGAAGUUUGACUGUUCAAAAAAAAAAAAACCCACAAAGGCCUACCAUUUGUAAAAGUAGACACUCCAGGGUAUCUCAUAAGGUGCAUAUUGUGCCUUAACAUGUCCCCAUUUUUUCACCAAUAUCUGCCAAAGUAUGUGGUAAAAAAUAAUUUUGUGCAUUUUUUACAUACGGAUUGCAUUUUUGCUGGGCAUUUUGUAUAUUUCAUAUGUGCCACUAAGUUCAAACCCCCUGAAUUAUGCUCCGCUAAGUCUUUUGAGUAAAAGGACACCCCCAUUGUAUGUUUUUGGCACUAUUUUGUGAAGCUACAGUACCAUAUAGGAGACCAAGCCAUAUCAGUUUUUACCGAACUUUGAAUUUUGACGCUGGGCCUAUGUGCAAUUGCCAAACAUCUUCGCAGGUUUUAAAUUCAAACUACCCCACAAAGGCCUAUCAUUUCUUAAAGAAGACACCCCAGGGUAUUUCAAAAGGUAUAUUUUGAACCUUAGCGUGGGAUCAUUUUUCCGCUGGCUUGUACCAGGUGUAGUGGUAAUAAGCGUUUUUUUUCUGCUUUUUUGACACACAAAGUGAGUUUGCACAGUAUAUUUUGCAAACCUUAUUUAUGCUACGACUGUAUAAUACUUCAUAUGUUGCUCAGCUAUGUGGUGUGAGUACAGCAAUGCCCCCGUAUGUACCUUUGCCAUGUAUAUGUGGAUGUUGAAGGGGCACAUUUGAGACGCAGCCUUUCAGUUUUUUUCUAACUUUCUAACGCUGUGUCCAAUGUUCCAAUUUGGAGUAUUUUAGAUGGUUGAUUAUUAAAAUUUCCCCACAAACACAUACUAUUUAUUAAAGAAUACACCCUGGGGUAAUUCAAAAGGCAUAUCUUGAACCUUGGCGUGGAAUAAUUUUUUCUCUAGUUUGUUCCAGGUGUAGUGGUAAUGAGCGUUUUUAAAUGUAUUUUUUUUUACCUUUUUUUUACUUUUUAAAACUAGUUUUUAAACUUUUGUUUUGCUUAUUAAUUUUUGUAAACUUUCCUAAAACUUUUUUUACAGAUUUUUCUAAGCUUUUUUUUUUUUUUUACCGUUAACCCCUAACUAGCAGUAAGCAGCACUAAUAGUAAAUUCCCAAUUUUCCCAUAACUCCCACCCACCCCAGCUAGCAAAAUAUAUAGUUAUAAAAUAUUUAAAUUAAUUAAUUAAAUAAAUUGAACCCCUGAGGGUUAAAAAAUAAAUAAAAGUUAAUCCUUAGGGAUUAAAAAAAAUUAGAUCACAGUAUAAUACUGUGAUCUGUAUUUGAUCGUUGUAGGCAGUGAUCGACUGGCAGGGAAGGGGUUAAUUUUUAUUUGGACUAGGUAAAGAGGGGUGUUUUUUUAUUUUUUACUUAAACGUUAUUAAAACAUUUUUUAAGCUUAAUUUUUAACUUUUUAAAGUUUAUUUUAAAACUUUUUUUAACAUUAACCCCUAGUUAGUCUAACGUCAAAUCUCCAAUUCCCCACUAACUCCCACCCACCCCAGCUAGCAAAAUAUAUAAUUAUAAAAUAUUUAAAUCAGUUAAUUAAAUUAAAUUAAAUUGAACCCCUGAGGGUUAAAAAAUAAAUAAAAGUUCAUCUUCAGGGGUUAAAAAAAAAUUAGAUCACAGUAUAAUACUGUGAUCUGUAUUUUGAUCACUGUAGGCAGUGAUCGUCUGGCAGAGAAGGGGUUAAUUUUUAUUUGGACUUGCUAAAGGGGGUGUUUUUAUUCUUUUUCUUUUUUUUACUUAAACGUUAUUAAAACUUUUUUAACUUAAUUUUGUACUUUUUAAAGCUUAUUUUAAAACUUUUUUUUUAACGUUAACCCCUGGUUAGCCUAACACCAAAUCCCCCAAUUCCCCACUAACUUCCACCCACCCCAGCUAGCUAAAUUUAUAAUUUUAAAAUACUUAAAUUAAUUAAUAAAAUAAAUGUAACCUCUGAGGGUUAAUUCUUUUCUUUUUUUAACCCUCAGGGGUUAAAUUUAUUUUAUUAAUUAAUUUAAGUACUGUUUUCAGUGAUCAAUUGGCAGGGAAAGGAGUUCAUUUUUUAUUAAAAUGGAUAAAGGUGGGUGGGAUUUUAAAUUAACUUUAAUUUUUUUUUAACAGGGGGCAGGAUCAUCACUGAUCCGUCUCCCUGCACUUCACACAGAACCAGGAAGUGCAGGGAGGCGGAAGGUAAGUAUACUAUGCACAUGUGCUCGUUCUGACAUGCUGUCAGAGCGAGCACAUGUGCUGGGCAGCACUAUCGGGUGCUCCCGGUCUGCCUCUAAUACAGAGGCAUACCGGAGCACCAUUAACCCUGCGAUCGCCGCAAUAGCGGCGAUCCGGGGUUAAUUUUAACGGGUGACCGAUGAGGUCCGUCACUCGUCGUUAAGGGUUUUCCCUGAAUGACGGACAUCGUCCGUCACUCGUCCUGAAGGGGUUAAAAGAAAAAUCACUUUUUUGUCUGUUUUUUGUUGUUGUUUUUUUUUUUUUUUAAACUUUAUUGCACACCUGGCAACACCUGUUGUGCAGUUCACAGCUAGGCAGCUUUGUCAGCAUUAUCCCUCUGCUCUCUUCAUAACUGGCUGUUUUAUAUUUCUGUAUAUUCUGAUCCAGGCAGCUUUAAUAUCUCUCCCUGUACGCUCCUUUGUAUGAAAGACUGUUUAAAUGUUUGUCAAUUUAGUCCAAAUGUAAAAACAGACGCAUGAGUAGCCAAGCUGUUCAUAUGACUGAGUUGGAGAAUAUUUCCAGACCAGCUAAUUUUCAAACUUUUUUUUUUUCCUUUUUCCUUUUCUCCGGAAUUGAUUUGGAAGUAUUUAGGGUUUAGUGAAUAAGCGUUAGUUGUAUGUCACAUGAUCUGCUUGAUCAGUUUCACUUUGUGACUUUCACUAAACAUUGUGUAUAACUGCAGAUCACAAAAAAGUGUCCGAAUUCUUUUAGCUCUGGCAUGAAACAGAGGGGUCAGCAGCAAAGGGGCUGAAAACAGUAGGGAUCGACCGAUAUUGAUUUUUUAGAGCCGAUACCGAUAUUCUGUGAACUUUCAGGCCGAUAGCCGAUAUAAUUUGCCGAUAUUCUGUACAUUUACCAUUUUGGAAAAUAAAAACAAUUUCUAAAGAUGAAUGCACAAAAUAUACAUGCCACAUGUAGUGGAUGCAGUGUGUUUAGACAGGGGAGCUGUGAGUGUUUGUGUAGUGUGUGUUUGUGUGUUGAGGAUGCAAUGUGUGUUUGUGUAGUGGAUGCAGUGUGUAUUUGUUGAGUGUGUGUAGUGGAUGCAGUGUGUAUUAGUGUAGUGUGUAUAUAAUGAAAGCAGAGUGUUUGUGUAGUGUGUGGGUAGUGUGCAUAAAGUGAAUGCUGUAUAUACUAAAUGCAAAGUGUGUGUGUGUAUUUAUUUGUGUAGUGUGUUUAUAUAAUGCAGAGUGUGUAUGUUUGUAUAGUGUGUGUGUAUAUAAUGCAGUGUGUUUGUGUAGUGUGCAUUAUAUAUCACACUGCAUUAUAUACACAAACUAUGCAAACACACUGCAUUAUAUACACACACUACACACACACUGCAUUAUAUAAACACACUACACAAACACACUGCAUUAUAUAGUGUGUGCGUAGUGUGUGUAUAUAAUGCAGUGCGUUUGUAUAGUGUGUGUAUAUAAUGCAGUGUGUGUAUUUGUAUAGUGUGUGUGUACAAUGCACACAAACACACUGCAUUAUAUACACACACUACACAAACACACUGCAUUAUAUACAGUCUUUGUGUAGUGUGUGUAUAUAAUGCAGUUUGUGUGUAGUGUGUGUGUGUGUAUAUAAUACAGUGUGUGUGUAGUGUGUGUGUAUAUAAUGCAGUGCGUUUGUAAAGUGUAUGUAUUUGUGUGCAUUGUAUACACACACUACAAACACACUGCAUUAUAUACACACACUGCAUUAUAUACACACACUACACAAACACACUGCAUUAUAUACAGUGUGUUUGUGUAGUGUGUGUGUGUGUGUGUGUAUAUAAUGCAGUGUGUGUUUGUAUAGUGUGUGUAUAUAAUGCAGUGUGUGUUUGUAUAGUGUGUGUAUAUAAUGCAGUGUGUAUUUGUGUGCAUUGUAUACACACACACUGCAUUAUAUACACAGUGUGUUUGUGUAGUGUAUGUGUAUAUAAUGGAGUGUGUGUGAGGGGGCAUUUUUUUAUUAAAUUAUUAUUAUUUUUUUUAGAUUUAAUUAUUUUUUGUUUGUUGUCCCCCCUCCCUGCUUGUUGCCUGGCCAGGGAGGGGGGAUAUGACAGUCCCUGGUGGUCCAGUGGUAAUGGCUGAGCUCUGGGGGGAGCGGGCAUCAAGCGCUUACUCACCUCCCAGCAGCUCCUCCAGCUCCCCAGUGUAACUCUCGCGGCCUGUCGAUCCCUAGAAAACAGGAGCAGGUUUACUUGUGCAUUACUUGCGAUCUGUAGGUUUUAAGGAAAGUAUAUAUAUUUUUUUUUUUAUUACUGAACUAGAUUACUAUAUAUAUAUUUCAAGUUAUUCUUGAUAUUAUAUGCAGCAGAUACUGUUUGUAUCUCUGUACAGUAGCUUCAGUACCUCAUACAUUGGGCGUUUGAAAAUGCUUCUUGUUUGACAUGACCUGCAUAACUAAUUGGUUUCUGAUUUUUGCUCAGAUGUUGAUGAUGAGUAUGAAGAUGAAGAUCAGUGGGAGGACGGCGCAGAAGAUAUUUUGGAGAAAGGUAUGUUUUCUUUAUGUAUUGCCUAUAUACCUCUUUCCUGUGCUUUACUGUAGGGGUUAUAUCUCUAUCCUGUACCUUACUGUCUGGGUUUAUAUCUCUAUCCUGUUUCUUACGGUCUGGGUUAUAUCUCUAUCCUGUCCCUUGCACUCUGGGUUUAUAUCUCUAUCCUGUCCCUUGCUCUCUGGGUUUAUAUCUCUAUCCUGUCCCUUUGCUCUCUGGGUUUAUAUCUCUAUGCUGUCCCUUGCUCUCUGGGUUUAUAUCUCUAUCUUGCUGUCUGGGUUUAUAUCUCUAUCCUGUUUCUUACUGUCUUGGUUUAUAUCUCUAUCCUGUCCCUUGCUGUCUGGGUUUAUAUCUCUAUCCUGUCCCUUGCUCUCUGGGUUUAUAUCUCUAUCCUGUCCCUUGCUCUCUGGGUUUAUAUCCCUUCCCUUGCUGUCUGGGUUUAUAUCUCUAUCUUGCUGUCUGGGUUUAUAUCUCUAUCUUGCUGUCUGGGUUUAUAUCUCUAUCUUGCUGUCUGGGUUUAUAUCUCUAUCCUGUUCCUUGCUGUCUGGGUUUAUAUCUCUAUCCUGUUCCUUGCUGUCUGGGUUUAUAUCUCUAUCCUGUCCCUUGCUCUCUGGGUUUAUAUCUCUAUGCUGACCCUUGCUCUCUGGGUUUAUAUCUCUAUCCUGACCCUUGCUCUCUGGGUUUAUAUCUCUAUCCUGACCCUUGGUGUCUUGGUUUAUAUCUCUAUCCUGACCCUUGCUGUCUUGGUUUAUAUCUCUAUCCUGACCCUUGCUGUCUGGGUUUAUAUCUCUAUCCUGUCCCUUGCUGUCUGGGUUUAUAUCUCUAUCCUGACCCUUGCUGUCUGGGUUUAUAUCUCUAUCCUGGCUUUAUAUCUCUAUCCUGACCCUUGCUGUCUUGGUUUAUAUCUCUAUCCUGUCCCUUGCUCUCUGGGUUUAUAUCUCUAUCCUGUCCCUUGCUCUCUGGGUUUAUAUCUCUAUGCUGUCCCUUGCUCUCUGGGUUUAUAUCUCUAGGCUGUCCCUUGCUCUCUGGGUUUAUAUCUCUAUCCUGUCCCUUGCUGUCUGGGUUUAUAUCUCUAUCUUGCUCUCUGGGUUUAUAUCUCUAUCCUGUCCCUUGCUGUCUGGGUUUAUAUCUCUAUCCUGUCCCUUGCUCGCUGGGUUUAUAUCUCUAUCCUGACCCUUGCUCGCUGGGUUUAUAUCUCUAUCCUGUAUCUUGCUCGCUGGGUUUAUAUCUCUAUCCUGUCCCUUGCUCUCUGGGUUUAUAUCUCUAUCUUGUCCCUUGCUCUCUGGGUUUAUGUCUCUAUCUUGACCCUUGCUGUCUGGGUUUAUAUCUCUAUCCUGUCCUUUGCUGUCUGGGUUUAUGUCUCUAUCUUGACCCUUGCUGUCUGGGUUUAUAUCUCUAUCCUGUCCUUUGCUGUCUGGGUUUAUAUCUUUAUCCUGUCCCUUGCUGUCUGGGUUUAUAUCUUUAUCCUGUCCCUUGCUGUCUGGGUUUAUAUCUCUAUGCUGUCCCUUGCUGUCUGGGUUUAUAUCUCUAUGCUGUCCCUUGCUCGCUGGGUUUAUAUCUCUACCUUACCCUUGCUGUCUGGGUUUAUAUCUCUAUGCUGUCCCUUGCUGUCUGGGUUUAUAUCUCUACCUUACCCUUGCUGUCUGGGUUUAUAUCUCUACCUUACCCUUGCUCUCUGGGUUUAUAUCUCUAUCCUGUCCCUUUGCUCUCUGGGUUUAUAUCUCUAUCCUGUCCCUUUGCUCUCUGGGUUUAUAUCUCUAUCCUGUCCCUUGCUGUCUGGGUUUAUAUCUCUAUCUUGCUGUCUGGGUUUAUAUCUCUAUCCUGUCCCUUGAUGUCUGGGUUUAUAUCUCUAUCCUGUCCCUUGCUGUCUGGGUUUAUAUCUCUAUCCUGACCCUUGCUCUCUGGGUUUAUAUCUCUAUCCUGUAUCUUGCUCGCUGGGUUUAUAUAUCUAUCCUGUCCCUUGCUCGCUGGGUUUAUAUCUCUAUCCUGACCCUUGCUCUCUGGGUUUAUAUCUCUAUCCUGUCCCUUUGCUCUCUGGGUUUAUAUCUCUAUCCUGUCCCUUGCUGUCUGGGUUUAUAUCUCUAUCUUGUUGUCUGGGUUUAUAUCUCUAUCCUGUCCCUUGCUGUCUGGGUUUAUAUCUCUAUCUUCCCUUUUCUCUCUGGGUUUAUAUCUCUAUCCUGUCCCUUGCUCUCUGGGUUUAUAUCUCUAUCUUGCUCUCUGGGUUUAUAUCUCUAUCCUGUCCCUUGCUGUCUGGGUUUAUAUCUCUAUCUUGCUCUCUGGGUUUAUAUCUCUAUCCUGUCCUUUGCUGUCUGGGUUUAUAUCUCUAUCUUGCUCUCUGGGUUUAUAUCUCUAUCCUGUCCCUUGCUUUCUGGGUUUAUAUCUCUAUCUUGCUGUCUGGGUUUAUAUCUCUAUCCUGUCCCUUGCUCGCUGGGUUUAUAUCUCUAUCCUGUCCCUUGCUCGCUGGGUUUAUAUCUCUAUCCUGUCCCUUGCUCUCUGGGUUUAUAUCUCUAUCCUGUAUCUUAGACUGGGUGUAUAUUUGCACUUUCCCUAAUUACCCAGUUUAUGUAUAUUUGCAACCCGCCUGCUUUUCACUUCCGAUAUGUUUUGCUGUUUUUGAAAAGUAUGAUGGAAUAAAGGGUCGUGCUGAUUUUCCAAUAAAAUGUGUACUAACUUAGCAUUUCAUUUCUUAAUUCCUUGCAUGCACGCUUUCAGUUUCUGGUAAUAAAACUCUCUCUGUUCUAGCUUGUGUGUGGUGUUGGGUAACGUGCUGAUGUGCACUCACAGACAGUGUAUAUUGAGUGCAUGUCUGAGUGUAUCCGAGCUAGUUUUACUCCAGACACAUGUGAACCCUGCUCUGCCACCACCUCUCUGUUCUUUCCUUCAUUGCUUCUCUUUAGCUUGUAGGUUUUUUCCUUUUUUUUUUGCUCAUCCUUCUGCCACCCUCCCUGAUCUGUUAAUUUGUUCAUCGAUAUGCUUUCUCCUCUACAUUCCAUACAUGCACCUUUAUUCCCCAAUGCCCUUCCUUUACCCAGCUCUUGCUUGCUUGCUCACUAUCUGCUACACACACUCCCUUUGUUAGCUCAUUGCUGCUUCUUAUACCACAUGUUAUCAUUUCUCCCCUUUCCGGUCCCUCAUCUCCCCGGUCGUUGAUUUUGCUGCUAUGUUUUGCUCCAUUCUGUCUUGGCUCCAUCACUCUUCACAGCUGAAGAAAUUGAAGGUAAGUGAUCACAUGGUCUUCAUUAAAACUUCGGUGUCUGAUCAUAGCUUCACUUAAAGUGACGUGGCUUGUGUUUUGUUUAUAGUAAAUCAUAUUAAACUUCCCUGUUGCCUUGUUCCCCUUUAAUGGGAUCUGGACACUUUCCCCAGUUAGAUAUAUUUACAAUACAGCAAUUUGAGCUUAUAUUUAAUAGUAUACUAGUUUGUAUAUUUAUAGUGAACUUACCAUGACAGGUUUGUUUUAAGUAAUCUUCAACUUCUUCUUAAUAAAGAUAAUCUGUUUUAUUGCUAUAGAAGAUAUUAAAUACUUAUUUCCUUACAAGUGAGUUACGGUCGCCAGGACCACAAGUUUGUGGGUGUUACAGCAGUAUAAUACCCACCUAUCAUUUUCCUAAUUUGUUCUGCACUUCUCUUAUUCUGUUAGCCCUACUUAGCAAUGCUUCCCACAGCAGGGCGUUCCUCCCCAUAAGGCCAACGUGGUGUGUUCAUGUACCAGCGUCUGAACUGAGCGACUGCUCUUACUCUGUUAGCCCUACUUAGAAAUGCUUCCCACAGCAGGGCGUUCCUCCCCAUAAGGCCAACGUGGUGUGUUCAUGUACCAGCGUCUGACCCGGUUCGACUGCUCUUACUCUGUUCCUAUACUCCUCUGGCAAAGUGGAAGGUGUGUUUGCUAGAGGAAUAAUUACAGAACAGGUGAAUGAGAACCAUCAGUCGAUAAUUUCUCACCAUUGCUGAUGUAGCUCUCUAUGCCAGCAGUUUAUUGACGGGUGAGAGAUCAUAUUUUUUAGAUUUAUUUACCAAUACAUUGCUAGAAAAAUAUAGAGGUGAAAUAUACGGUGCAUCGUUAGAGCUUAAGUUAGCAUACUCAUGUCAAGUUAAAGUUUUUCUAAAACUUUUGGAAAAGAACCAGAUAACAAAACUGCUGCAUGUAAUCCAUAACCAUGUGAGGUUAACAGAAGCCAGCCUCCCUGCUUGGAGUAUACAGGAAUCGGCAGCUAGCCUUCCUGUUUGGAGGAUACAGGAAUUGACUGCCAGCUACACUGCUCGGAGGAUACAGGAAGUUCACAGCAGCCAGCUUCCCUGCUCGGAGGAUACAGGAAGUUCACAGCAGCCAGCUUCCCUGCUCGGAGGAUACAGGAAGUUCACAGCAGCCAGCUUCCCUGCUCGGAGGAUACAGGAAGUUCACAGCAGCCAGCUUCCCUGCUCGGAGGAUACAGGAAGUUCACAGCAGCCAGCUUCCCUGCUCGGAGGAUACAGGAAGUUCACAGCAGCCAGCUUCCCUGCUCGGAGGAUACAGGAAGUUCACAGCAGCCAGCUUCCCUGCUCAGAGGAUACAGGAAGUUCACAGCAGCCAGCUUCCCUGCUCAGAGGAUACAGGAAGUUCACAGCAGCCAGACUCCCUGCUCGGAGGAUACAGGAAUCGGUAGCCAGCGUCCCUGCUCGGAGGAUGCGGGAAGUUCACGGGCAAGCCGGUCUCUGCUAGGAAGAUACAGGAAGUUCACGGGCAAGCCGGUCUCUGCUAGGAAGAUACAGGAAGUUCACGGGCAAGCCGGCCUCUGCUAGGAAGAUACAGGAAGUUCACGGGCAAGCCGGCCUCUGCUAGGAAGAUACAGGAAGAUCACGGGCAAGCCGGCCUCUGCUAGGAAGAUACAGGAAGAUCACGGGCAAGCCGGCCUCUCUGUUUGGAGGAUAAAGGAAGUUUGCGGGCAAGCCAGCCUCUCUGCUUGGAGCAUAAAGGAAGUUCGCGGUCAAGCCAGCCUCUCUGCUUGGAGCAUAAAGGAAGUUCGCGGUCAAGCCAGCCUCUCUGCUUGGAGGAUAAAGGAAGUUCGCGGGCAAGCCAGCCUCUCUGCUUGGAGCAUAAAGGAAGUUCGCGGGCAAGCCAGCCUCUCUGCUUGGAGCAUAAAGGAAGUUCGCGGGCAAGCCAGCCUCUCUGCUUGGAGCAUAAAGGAGGUUCGCGGGCAAGCCAGCCUCUCUGCUUGGAGGAUAAAGGAAGUUCGCAGGCAAGCCAGCUUCCCUGCUCGGAGGAUACAGGAAUCUGCAGCCAGCGUGCCUGCUCGGAGGAUACAGGAAUUGGCAGCCUGUCUUCCUGCUCGGAGGACACAGGAAUCUGCAGCCAGCGUGCCUGCUCGGAGGAUACAGGAAGUUCACGGCAGCAAACCAGUGCAGAAUGAAGAUUUAUGUGUGCUAGCAGCAGUUAAAAAAAGCAAAAAACAAACCGAAAAAGAAAACUAAACUUGUCAUGUACAAAGCUUUCCUACAUUAAAAUAAGGAAGGUUAUACUUAAUUCACUUAUUCACUUUGUAGAAACAGUUCUCUGUAAGGGGGGCACUUUUUGGAGCAGAGUCAGCAAAAUGUCUUAGUGGCAACUCCCCUCACUCACUGUAUGUUUCAUCUUGCAGCUUCUAACAUUGACAAUGUGGUCCUGGAUGAGGACCGCUCGGGGGCCCGGCGACUGCAGAAUUUGUGGAGGUAGGAAGCCCACAUUUACAAUGAUCCAUCUGGAGAAUAUAUGGAGUUGAUCAUUGCACAUUCUUUGUCCAGACUGGUUGAUCUCACCUGCAUUUUCUCCGCAGAGAUCAGAGAGAAGAGGAACUGGGUGAAUACUACAUGAAAAAAUAUGCCAAGUCUUCUGUAGGAGAACAGUGAGUAUCCAUACCCAACUUUAGUUUCAGAUUUAAAUGUAAUAAAUGCUGGAACUCAAUGAGUGGGAAAGAAAAGUCAUAAGGAAGGUAAUAUUUAAAUUCAAGAUCGUAUAUCUUUAGUUAUUUAAGGAGAAACUUUGCUUAAAGUGGUAAAGAAGAAUUUGUUCCUGGAUGGUGUUUGACUUUGCCGCGCUCUGCGGUGUUUCCUGUACAAUGUCUAGGUUUGAACCAUUCUGUAAAUCUUUAUUUUCUUUUCCUCCUUUUCAGCAUAUAUGGUGGAUCUGAUGAAUUAUCUGAUGACAUCACACAGCAGCAGCUGCUUCCUGGAGUCAAGUAAGUGGCACCUUCUCAUUACCCAUUGCAGACCAUCCUCUCUGAUGAGAACAGGGGAAUCUUCCCUCCUAGCUGUCUCACAAUUAGACAGGUAAUCUAGAAUUGUGCACGAUUAAAAAGUGUGCCAUAAACCCCUUUAAGACAUUCUCAUAUCAAACAUUAAUUUUUCAUUGUAUUUUCUCCUGUAACAUUUAUGGUGAAAUAUGGAAAGUUAUCCAUUGUGUGCUGUAUAAAUGUUUUUCUAUUUGUGAUAUGCGAGUUAGAUUCACUGUAUAUAUAUUUCUCUUUAAUGUGCUUUAAAUCAAAUGAUUUAUUUGUCCUGCAGAGACCCCAAUCUCUGGACAGUAAAAUGCAAGGUAGGUGUAUGGGAGGGGGAUUUAAAGCGUUGUGUUUAGGGGUAUCAGAACGUGGUGCUUUGGUGUGUAGUGAUUUAUUUUGUAUGAGUAUCAGAGCCUGUUUUGCUAUUAUUUCAUGCUAUGCGUGGAUUAUUAGUUGAUGCUAUGUGUGGAGUAUCGGAGCAUAUUUUGGUAUUAGAUUAUGAUAUAUAUGGCGUGUCGGGGCAUGUCUUGGUGCAUUGUGCUGGGGAUGAGUGUGGACUAUCCAGAAGUUUAGGGCUUAGUAUUGGGGGUGUUCCAGAAUUAUGUAUGGGGCGUUUUCAUAAAUUGUAUGGGAAUCUUCAAGCAUGUUUGGGUAUAGAUGCAUUAUAAACUGGAUGCUUGGGGGUAACAGAUCCUUUAAAUUUGCUUAGGUUUGAAAACAUUUAGGUGUGUAUUAGAGCGUUGUAUGCAAAAAAUGUACGUAUUAGAGCUCUGUAUGCAGAGCAUGUGAGAACUUGCAUGUGUAAGGACAUUAGAGAACGAUGGGUAUUAGAGCAACUUGGUGAUGUGAACUGGCUUCAGCAUCUCCCUUUACUCCCACAGAUUGGAGAGGAAAGAGCCACUGCCAUCGCCUUGAUGAGGAAAUUCAUUGCGUACCAAUUCACAGAUUCAGUAAGCGGACUAGAAUUACCUUUAGUUAUACUUUUAUUUAAUCUUUCACACAGAGUUAAUCCAGAGAUAUCCUUAAAGUGGAUCCCAAAUGACAUGAUCCAGAUAACAAUAUUUCCUUACAUUAACUGGGCCACAUGGCACCCUCCGUUAUACCUUUUCUAAUGGUUUUCAGCUUUUUGCUGAACCCUCUCUUUAAUAUUUCCCUUUUUGUUCCCCAAUCUUCUCUUUCAGACUGUUCUCACUUGUCAGGUUCUCCUCUAUCUCCCUGAUUCCUGUCUCCUCUUCGUUUUCUUUUGUGAGCUUUGUACAUUUCUUUCUGCAGCCUCUUCAGAUUAAAUCGGUGGUUGCCCCGGAGCAUGUUAAGGGUUAUAUCUAUGUGGAGGCAUACAAACAGACUCACGUUAAACAGGCCAUUGAGGGAGUUGGCAAUUUGCGCAUGGGCUUCUGGAAUCAACAAAUGGUGCCCAUUAAGGAAAUGACUGACGUUCUGAAGGUUGUGAAGGAGGUUACAAAUCUCAAACCUAAAUCCUGGGUGCGACUGAAGAGAGGUAUCUACAAGGACGACAUAGCUCAGGUAAGCGUUUAAUGGUGUGUAGACGCUUGGAUGACGAUUUAGCCUUUCAGUGUCAAAUGGAGCAACGAUUGGGAGAAAGAGGCGUUAAACUAAACUGUUUAAUGGUUUCUGGAGAGAUGAGGAAUAAUUUGUAAUCUGUGUAAAUCCUGCUUCCUAGGUGGAUUACGUGGAGCCUAGUCAGAAUACCAUAUCGCUUAAAAUGAUCCCCAGAAUUGACUAUGAUCGUAUCAAAGCACGCAUGAGUCUGGUAUGUUAUGUUUUCCCGCACUCAGUGUCUCUCCAUCUCUCAUUUUUCGCUUGCUCUUUCCUCGCUUUUCUACCUUUCCACAUCCUGCCUUUGUUUGUGACCUCACCUACUCCCCAAAUUGCUACCCAACCUGUCUUUGCUCCACCUUUGCUCCUGGGAUCUUUUUUUUUUUUUUGUCAACUAGUUCUCUUGCUCAUUUGAGUGUUUUUCUUCUUUAUCUCUUACCACAUGCAUGCUCUGCUUCCUACAUUUUAUUUAUCUGCCCAUUCCUGGUAUCUGAUGAUGUAUAUCAUUGUUUGCUAUGAUUUUGACCUCUGCAGAAGGAUUGGUUCGCCAAGAGGAAGAAGUUCCGCAGACCCCCUCAGAGGCUGUUUGAUACAGAGAAGAUAAGGUGAGUACAUUUUCGGUGACUUGCUUAUGUGACAGAUUGAAAAAACAGGUGAAUAGGAGAUUUUAAAAAAAAAUUUUUUUCCCAAGCUGCAUGUUGAGAUUUUAGUUUAAUCCCCGUCACAGAGAAGGAUUCACCAGACUUCCUUAAUGUAUGUAAAGCACAAGGUCUCUUUUCAGAACUCGCUUUUCACAGAGCUUUGUACAUAGAGGAAAUGAUAUCCCGGUCGUACCAGUUGGUCACCCAUUGGUGGAUCCUGCACAUACCUGCAACCUCUCUCUUUGUUCACAGGUCCUUAGGAGGAGAUGUGUCUUCAGAUGGAGAUUUCCUCAUUUUUGAGGGCAAUCGUUACAGCCGUAAAGGUUUCUUGUUCAAGAGCUUUGCAAUGUCUGCAGUGGUGAGUAAGCAUGGCCAUAUUUCUUUAAUUUUUCUUACUGGCAAUACACCGAUAACAUAUACACAGCCCCGACCAUGAGUAACCUGCUUACUGGGAAUACACCGAUAACAUAUACACAGCCCCGACCAUGAGUAACCUGCUUACUGGGAAUACACCGAUAACAUAUACACAGCCCCGACCAUGAGUAACCUGCUUACUGGGAAUACACCGAUAACAUAUACACAGCCCCGACCAUGAGUAACCUGCUUACUGGGAAUACACCGAUAACAUAUACACAGCCCCGGCCGUGAGUAACCUGCUUACUGAGAAUACACCGAUAACAUAUACACAGCCCCGGCCGUGAGUAACCUGCUUACUGGGAAUACACCGAUAACAUAUACACAGCCCCGGCCACGAGUAACCUGCUUACUGGGAAUACACCGAUAACAUAUACACAGCCCCGACCAUGAGUAACCUGCUUACUGGGAAUACACCGAUAACAUAUACACAGCCCCGGCCAUGAGUAACCUGCUUACUGGGAAUACACCGAUAACAUAUACACAGCCCCGGCCGUGAGUAACCUGCUUACUGGGAAUACACCAAUAACAUAUACACAGCCCCGGCCGUGAGUAACCUGCUUACUGGGAAUACACCAAUAACAUAUACACAGCCCCGACCAUGAGUAACCUGCUUACUGGGAAUACACCAAUAACAUAUACACAGCCCCGGCCGUGAGUAACCUGCUUACUGGGAAUACACCAAUAACAUAUACACAGCCCCGACCAUGAGUAACCUGCUUACUGGGAAUACACCGAUAACAUAUACACAGCCCCGGCCGUGAGUAACCUGCUUACUGGGAAUACACCAAUAACAUAUACACAGCCCCGGCCGUGAGUAACCUGCUUACUGGGAAUACACCGAUAACAUGUACACAGCCCCGGCCGUGAGUAACCUGCUUACUGGGAAUACACCGAUAACAUAUACACAGCCCCGGCCGUGAGUAACCUGCUUACUGGGAAUACACCAAUAACAUAUACACAGCCCCGACCAUGAGUAACCUGCUUACUGGGAAUACACCGAUAACAUAUACACAGCCCCGGCCGUGAGUAACCUGCUUACUGGGAAUACACCAAUAACAUAUACACAGCCCCGGCCGUGAGUAACCUGCUUACUGGGAAUACACCAAUAACAUAUACACAGUAACCUGCUUACUGGGAAUACACCAAUAACAUAUACACAGCCCCGGCCGUGAGUAACCUGCUUACUGGGAAUACACCGAUAACAUAUAAACAGCCCCGGCCACGAGUAACCUGCUUACUGGGAAUACACCAAUAACAUAUACACAGCCCCGGCCGUGAGUAACUUGCUUACUGGGAAUACACCAAUAACAUAUAAACAGCCCCGGCCGUGAGUAACCUGCUUACUGGGAAUACACCAAUAACAUAUAAACAGCCCCGGCCACGAGUAACCUGCUUACUGGGAAUACAUUGAUUUUUUUUAAAUGCACAAACUAGGCAGUUCUGUCUCCCCGUUCCGGUACACUUUAUAGUGGGGUUCAGUCCCUCUCUGUUCCCGAUCUCUGGAUAGUUGAAUAGUGCUGUGUACAGGAGUGUGAUGUCCCUUAUGUUUCCCAGAUCACGGAUGGGGUGAAACCAACUCUGUCUGAGUUGGAGAAGUUUGAGGAUCAGCCUGAAGGAGUUGAUCUUGAAGUGGUUACUGAAGCAACAGGUAAUAAAUAAGUGUUUAUCUCCCUCCCCACCCCCAGUUCUCAGCUAAUGUAUUGGAUAAUAAUCAGGGAAGGUGAAUGCAAUGGGUUGUUAUUACUGUCCAUCUCUGUAUACAGACACAGAAAGUUUCUAUGGGCGAUUCUCUGUAAAUCUGUAAUACCUAUCCUGAAAAAAAACAUCUCUUGACCCAUCCUCCCCUUCUAACUAUCGUCCCUUAUCCAUGCUCCCUUUCUCAUCAAAGCUUUUGGAAAGACUUUUCUUUACCCGUGUGUCCCGCUUCCUUAAUUCCAACUCUCUCCUUGACCCUCUUCAGUCUGGCUUCCGCCCUCUCCACUCUACUGAGACUGCUCUUAUCAAAGUGACUAAUGACUUAAUCUCCGCUAAAUCCAAAGGUCACUACUCCAUAUUAAUUCUCCUUGACCUCUCUGCUGCCUUUGACACCAUUGAUCAUGCUCUCCUCCUUCAAACUCUUCAAUCGCUCGGUCUCUGUGACUCUGUCCUCUCUUGGUUUUCCUCCUAUCUCUCCCAUCGCUCAUUCAGUGUCUCCUUUUCUAAUGAUACCUCCUCCCCUCGUCCUGUCUCGGUUGGAGUCCCCCAAGGCUCUGUACUUGGUCUCCUUCUAUUUUCUUUUUAUACUGUCUCUUGGCAAACGUAUUAACUCAUUUGGAUUCCGCUACCACCUGUACGCUGAUGACACUCAGAUAUACCUCUCCUCCCCGGACCUCUCCCCUGCCGUCCUGCAACGUGUCACUGCUUGCCUUUCUUCCAUCUCUGACUGGAUGACCUCACGCUUUCUGAAACUCAGUCUCUCUAAAACUGAACUCCUUGUCUUUCCUCCUCCUAAUACUGAUCCUCCUCUCUCGCUCUCCCUUCAAGUCAGUGAUAUCCACAUAAGUCCAUCCCUGCAAGCACGCUGUCUUGGCGUCAUACUUGACUCUGGUCUCACCUUUGAGUCUCACAUCCAGUUUGUUGCCAAGUCCUGUAGGUUCCAACUCAAAAACAUAGCCCGCAUCGCCCCUUUCUUACGCAAGAUGCUACCAAGGAGCUUGUCCAUGCUCUAGUAAUUUCCCGCAUGGAUUACUGUAACCCUCUCCUGAUUGGUUUCCCCAAAAGCCGUAUUGCCCCGCUACAGUCUGUAAUGAAUGCUGCAGCUAGGCUGAUUUUCCUCUCUAGUCGGUCCUCUCACACCUCACCCCUCACCCCACGGCCAACUCGUGCUUGCAGGACCUCUCGCGGGCAGCUCCUCUCCUAUGGAAUAGCCUGCCUACCGCCAUCAGACUCUCCCCUAGUCUUCAAUUAUUUGAGAAGGGCUUAAAACCCAUCUCUUCAGGAAAGCUUAUGGCCUCCCAGAGUAAUCUCUACCUUACAUACCUGUCUCCUGCUCUCUCCUAUGGGACAGUGCUUUGCUCUCUCCUCCAGCUCUGCUUCUCUCCUACUUGAUAUUUCCUGUCCUAAUGUUUCUAAUACCCCACCUCCUAUAGUCUGUAAGCUCGUUUGAGCAGGGCCCUCCUCAACCUAUUGUUCCUGUAAGUUUUCUUGUAAUAGUCCUAUUUAUUGUUACAUCCCCCCUCUCAAAAUAUUGUAAAGCGCUACGGAAUCUGUUGGCGCUAUAUAAAUGGCAAUAAUAAUUAAGGAUGUUGCUUCUCUAGUAGUGCUUCAUUAAAGAAAGGAAAAAUCAGUUUGAGCCAAAUUCUGGGCAAUGGAUUUCUCUGUGUAUGUUGUGCGUAUACAGAACUGUGUUGGGUUAUUUUGGGUGUGUAUAUUGUUGAUGUGUAAUGUACUUAUUGUCCUGAUUUUGUUCAGGAAAGGAACGUGAGCACAGUCUGCAGCCGGGAGAUAAUGUGGAGGUUUGUGAAGGAGAAUUGAUAAAUCUUCAGGGAAAGAUUCUCAGCGUGGACGGGAACAAGAUUACUAUUCUACCAAAACACGAGGAUCUUAAGGUGAGGCCACUAACUAAACACAACACGAAACCCACCAAACUCCCCCUCACCUUACCUCCAGGGUCGUAAGCUCCGCAGGACCCUAUCCCAUCACUAAAACUCCAAUAUUCCUGUCCCACUGCUACCUUACUGCCCUCAGAAACUCACUACUGGGUCUACAUAAUCCCCUAGAAAUAUGUCCUUGAUGGGGACUAGCAAUGCAAUCUAUUCUCCUUCAUACCAAAAACAAAGCAUUCUAUAGUCCUCAUAGACAUGAAUUAAUCUCUCCUUCCCUUUUAUUCUGGGAGAUAUGGAGCCCAUGGCAUGAUGUAUAUUCUCCCUUUCUAUCCAAAUACCACUGUGCUGCACGUACCCUGCAUCCUGAGUUCUUAUAACUGCAGCAAUUUGCAAAAAUCACAUGGCUAUAAGACAUUACUCUCGAUUCAAUUCCUCCUUUAUGUCCGUUUCAUUCUAUUUGUACACACAACAUGUGCAAAUUACAUGCACACAUAGGAAGGAUUCUUUUAAACCUUUAAGUGCUGAAAUGAGUCUCUUACCAGUCUUUGGCUUGGAAUUCAGCUGUAGAAGAUGUAGCCUUUAUUUAAUAAUUGUUACACAUUAGGUGUUCUCAUACCCCAGUGUUUGGGCCGUUCUUUAUAUUCCUUCAUUAAUUCCAUCCCCUCUGUCUUUUCUACAAAUGAAGAGUUGAGAACCCUUUCAUCAUGCCAUUUUUAUUUUUUUUAUUUUUUACUUUUCUCUGAAAUAGGACAUCCUGGAAUUUCCAGCACAGGAAUUGAGAAAAUAUUUCCGGAUGGGGGACCACGUGAAGGUCAUCGCUGGACGCUAUGAAGGAGACACCGGUCUUGUUGUGCGCGUGGAAGAGAAUUUUGUCAUUCUUUUUUCUGAUCUGACAAUGCACGAGGUAUGUAUCUGUUCUCUUUGUCAUCAAUAUGCUUUGUAACUGACUGACUAAUGGGUUUAAAAGGACACUCCACUGCCCGAAUACAAAACAAAAAUCAUUGUUUAGUAGACAUAACCCCUAUGAACAUGCAUGCAUUUAAAUAUGCAUUUUUUUGUUGUUGGUAUAUCUACAAAAAAGCUUGCUAAAUCAGCAGAUCUCUUGUCUGAAGCCUUUGCUAUCCUCUACUUCUAACCCCGCAAAGUUAUUCUGUGGCUGUCCAAUCACAGACUUUCAAAAGCAGCUCAUUGAGAAGUAUUUGCAAGGCAGGUGUUCUGGAUAAUUUCUUCCUCUUGAGUUUAGCUCAACUGAGCUAAACAAACCAGGAAGUAACAGGACUUAUUGUCUGAUUGACCCCUAGUGGGGUGUAACCAGGUUAAUUUAGAAAAGUGAUAAUUUCUUUUAAAAUCUGCACUUUUUGUAAAAAAAAUAAAUAAAAAAUCCACUCUUCAUACAUAAAACACUUAAUCAAGCUACAUUGCCUUAGGUUUUUGCAGUUUUCCUUUAUAAUUUAUUCAUCUCCUUUUGCUCAAUUUACUGGAGGUCCAUUUGUAAUAUAUCUUGCACAUUAUAUAUCUUUUACAUUUUCCUGCCUUUUUUAAAAAACAUUUUGUUGAUGAUGCAGUGUUCCUAUUAUAUGCGAUAAGUAAACCAUAGUUAUGGUCUCAAAAAUGAUCCGAAACCCAAAGAGUUCCAGAAUAGCUUCUACCAUCUGUGUAUUUUCUAACCUAGUCCAUUUGUUAUUAAUGUAAAUAAAGCUUUGAUAGUAUUUUAAUGUUCCACCAACUUUAGCUAAAGGUGCUCCCUCGAGACCUGCAGCUGUGUUCAGAAACCGCGUCAGGAGUGGAUGUCGGAGGGCAGCACGAAUGGGGGGAACUUGUUCAGCUAGAUCCUCAAACAGUGGGAGUCAUUGUACGUCUAGAAAGAGAAACCUUCCAGGUGAGUGUUUAUGAUUGUGUUAUCCUCGUAUUGUCUCAUUACUCUGCCCAAAAUGAACCAGAUUUAUUGAUACAGGGGCCUGUUCUGUUAUAUUGGGUAAUAGAGCACCGUAACAAUAAUUCAAGUCUUAUUGCUAUAAUUACUAUAAUGCAGUGUAAUUCCACCUGAUAUAGAGAUAUUGCUGCAAUAGAGCCCGGUUCAGUGUGAUGUAGAGAUAUUGCUGUAAUAGAGCCUGUUCAGUAGAGAUAUUGCUGUAAUAGAGCCUGUUUCAGUGUGGUGUAGAGAUAUUGCUGUAACAGAGCCCGGUUCAGUGUGAUGUAGAGAUAUUGCUGUAAUAGAGCCCGGCUCAGUGUGAUGUAGCGAUAUUGCUGUAAUAGAGCCCGGUUCAGUGUGAUGCAGCGAUAUUGCUGUAAUAGAGCCCGGUUCAGUGUGAUGUAGAGAUAUUGCUGCAAUAGAGCCCGGUUCAGUGUGGUGUAGAGAUAUUGCUGUAAUAGAGCCUGGUUCAGUGUGGUGUAGAGAUAUUGCUGUAACAGAGCCCGGUUCAGUGUGGUGUAGAGAUAUUGCUGUAAUAAAGCCCGGUUCAGUGGUAUAGCAUAUUGCUGUAAUAGAUCCCGUUCAGUGUGGUGUAGAGAUAUUGCUGUAAUAGAGCCCGGUUCAGUGUGAUGUAGAGAUAUUGCUGUAAUAAAGCCCGGUUCAGUGUGAUGUAUAUUGCUGUAAUAGAGCCCGGUUCAGUGUGGUGUAGAGAUAUUGCUGUAAUAGAGCCCGGUUCAGUGUGAUGUAGAGAUAUUGCUGUAAUAGAGCCCGGUUCAGUGUGAUGUAGAGAUAUUGCUGUAAUAGAGCCCGGUUCAGUGUGAUGUAGAGAUAUUGCUGUAAUAGAGCCCGGUUCAGUGUGAUGUAGAGAUGUUGCUGUAAUAGAGCCCGGUUCAGUGUGAUGUAGAGAUGUUGCUAUAAUAGAGCCUGGUUCAGUGUGGUGUAGAGAUAUUGCUGUAAUAGAGCCUGGUUCAGUGUGAUGUAGAGAUAUUGCUGUAAUAGAGCCCGGUUCAGUGUGAUGUAGAGAUGUUGCUGUAAUAGAGUCCGGUUCAGUGUGAUGUAGAGAUAUUGCUGUAAUAGAGCCUGGUUCAGUGUGGUGUAGAGAUAUUGCUGUAAUAGAGCCCGGUUCAGUGUGAUGUAGAGAUAUUGCUGUAAUAGAGCCCGGCUCAGUGUGAUGUAGAGAUAUUGCUGUAAUAGAGCCCGGCUCAGUGUGAUAGGAGUCUGAUCGUUGCAUUACAUCACCUUGAAAUUUGAAUACCUUAUACUUUUUGCAAUUACUAAAGCAGAACAAAGAGUAGAAAAGAUGGAGGCAUCUUUGCCCCAGUGCUUUGGGUGAUUGUACCAAUGUAGUAGAAUGUUUUUUUGUUUUCCAUAGGUUCUGAACAUGCAUGGUAAAGUAGUCACAGUCAGACACCAGGCUGUCAACCGGAAGAAGGACAAUCGCUUUGCUGUGGCUUUAGAUUCUGAAGAGAACAAUAUCCAUGUUAAGGACAUCGUCAAAGUCAUUGAUGGACCACAUUCGGUUAGGACAUCCUCUUUUUAUUCAUUCUCACACUGCAUUAUUCACUUUCUUUCUCGCUCAAUUUAAUUACUUUUAUUCUACAUUACCCUUUCUCUGCUUUUAGGGCCGAGAGGGUGAAAUUCGGCACUUAUUCCGCAAUUAUGCAUUCCUGCACUGCAAGAAGCUGGUUGAAAAUGGUGGAAUGUUUGUGUGCAAAACGCGUUACUUGGUUUUGGCUGGAGGUUCAAAGGUAAAGAUGGGCACCCUAAAUGGAGUGGGUGGGCUUCUUAUUGUGCCUUCUAGUCUUCUGACCUAAUGUCCUUUUACAGCCUCGAGAUGUUACCAACUUUACAAUUGGAGGGUUUGCCCCAAUGAGUCCCCGAAUAAGUAGUCCAAUACAUCCUAGUGGAGCAGGUAUGACCCCUGAGCACAUAAUCAGAAUGUCAGUGUCUUGUAGACCAAUGAAUUCACAUUGUGUCCCGUUCCAUCAGGUCGUGGUGGCAUGGCUGGAGGAGGUGGUGGUGGUGGUGCAGGGAGGGGCCGAGGUCGUCGAGACAACGAUCUCAUUGGUCAGACUGUUAGAAUCUCACAAGGUCCUUAUAAAGGUAAGUGGCCGUUAAGUGGUCAUUGUAAACGUUAUAUUUACCGUAUACUGAGAGCUCCUUCUCACACUAAGUAUAACUCUUUAAGGAUCUUACAUCUUCUCUUUUAGGAUAUAUUGGGGUUGUGAAAGAUGCCACGGAAUCCACAGCCAGGGUGGAGCUUCAUUCCACAUGUCAGACCAUCUCUGUGGACAGACAGCGCCUAACUGCUGUGUCAGUAACACUCUACAGUUUUACAUCGAUAUUUAACACUGUACAAGCGCUUUUACCAUGUAUAUAUUUUAGUAUCUGCCCUCGACUUAUUGUCCGGGUGUCUUCACUUAAAUUUCGGUACCAGAAGUAACAUCAAUUUCUUCAUUGGCUGCUCAGUAUGUUUAAGGUUCUUGUUUUUCUUGUCCAGUGGUUCUCGGCGUCCCGGAGGAAUGACCUCUACUCAUGCUCGCACCCCUAUAUAUGGCUCCCAGACCCCCAUGUAUGGUACCGGUUCCAGAACUCCCAUGUAUGGUUCACAGACUCCACUGCACGAUGGUGAGAUACAGUGUUCACCUCCCCCACUUUAUUUUUAUAUGAUCGGAUUUUAGUUUCCUUAACUUUUUAACUCUGUCAUUGUUGCAUUUCUUUGUUUCCUCCUAGCUUUAAUCCAGUUUUUCCCCUUCACGCUUUUCUUACCUCCACCUUGUUGCAGGGAGCCGGACUCCUCACUAUGGAUCUCAAACACCUCUGCACGAUGGAAGCCGAACCCCUGCUCAAAGUGGGGCCUGGGAUCCCAACAACCCAAACACUCCUUCAAGGUGAGUGUGUCUCAAAACAGUAGAUACUGUGUGUGCAUGUUUUCCAGGUUCUCUUCAUUGAGUGUAUGCACUUUUUCUUCAGUCUGAGUGGGAUUCUCCAUCUGCCGGCAUGUACGUGUGCUGGUUACUCUCCGUUCAGUCUGUAUGCUUGACUACUGCUCAGCUCAACCUUCUACUAAUUCCUAUUGCACAGGGCGGAUGAAGAAUAUGAUUACAGAUAUGAUGAUGAACCAUCUCCAUCACCCCAAGGCUAUGGUGGUACCCCUAAUCCCCAGACUCCCGGAUAUCCUGAUGUGCCAUCUCCCCAGGUCAAUGCUCCGUACCACCCUCAGACUCCAGGAACACCAGCCAUGUGAGUGUAUUGUUCAAGUUCGACUUCUCCUACUGCUUAAAUUGUACAAUUGUUGCCCAGUCGUCUACACUCACACAUUGUGCCAAUUCUGUCCACUCGAAUAUCAUACAGACCUUACAUUCACCUAAUUCCUCACAUAAUCUCUUAAAGGUCUAACUUUUACAGCCAUUUACACUGAAUAUCUUGUACAGGCUUCUUCAGCAAACCUCAUGCCGCUUAGCACCCUCUUCAGUCACACUCAUGUCUCGUCACACCUGCGUUUCAUACAUUCAUCUUCAGGCUCUUAAAUAAGCCUCUCACUUGCAAUUUCUAUCACUCACAUUGCAAUCUCCUUCUCUUCUCCUCAUUUCUUCCUAUUCAGGUACAACACGGACCAGUUCUCUCCGUAUGCUGCUCCAUCACCACAGGGCUCCUACCAACCAAGCCCAAGUCCACAAAGCUACCACCAAGUGGCCCCAAGUCCUGUGGGCUACCAGAACACCCACUCGCCUGCCAGCUACCACCCCACUCCAUCACCCAUGGCAUAUCAGGUAACAGAAACCAUCCGAGCCUCUAUUUGAAUGGUAUUUAGGAGUGAUUUAUUACAUAUGCUAAUAAUGUCUGUUUCUAUAAAGGCCAGCCCUAGUCCCAGCCCUAUGGGUUACAGUCCGAUGACCCCUGGUGCCCCAUCUCCGGGUGGAUACAACCCGCACACGCCUGGCUCCUCCAUAGAACAGAUCUCGAGUGACUGGGUGACCACUGAUAUUCAAGUUAAAGUGAGAGACACUUACCAGGACAGCCAGGUCGUUGGACAGACUGGAAUCAUCCGCAGUGUCACGGUGAGUUAGAGCCUUUGGAAUAAUCUAAACUUUAGAUUAGCAUGAAGAAACCGAGGAGUCACAAACCUAGUGCCCCACAAUGUUUGUGUAAAUCUUCUCCAGAGCUCCAAUGCUUUGGAAUGAAUAGCCGCACAAUGCACCUUAGGCCACCUAACAUCCUAAAAUGUGCUUCCCUCCCAUAAUGGCUGCUGUCUCAUCUCCCUGCACUGGUGGCAGAUUGUAUCACCUCUCCCAUUGCCUUUCACGCUUGGCUUUUCCAGGCAUCUAAUACAGAAAUCUUACAGGUCAGGCUGUCCCAUCCCCUAACACUGAAAUCUCCCCUCUGCAUUCUAUUACAGAUCGUUGGGCUGUCCCAUCCCCUAACACUGAAAUCUCCCCUCUGCAUUCUAUUACAGAUCGUUGGGCUGUCCCAUCCCCUAACUCUGAAAUCUCCCCUCUGCAUUCUAUUACAGAUCGUUGGGCUGUCCCAUCCCCUAACACUGAAAUCUCCCCUCUGCAUUCUAUUACAGAUCGUUGGGCUGUCCCAUCCCCUAACACUGAAAUCUCCCCUCUGCAUUCUAUUUCAGAUCGUUGGGCUGCCCCAUCCCCUAACACUGAAAUCUCCCCUCUGCAUUCUAUUACAGGUCGUUGGGCUGCCCCAUCCCCUGGUACUGGAAUUAUAACUUACCUCUUUGCUCUCUUUCAGGGUGGUUUAUGUUCUGUGCUGCUGCAGGACAGUGAAAAAGUGAUCAGUAUCUCUGGAGAUCACCUGGAGCCAGUCACCCCAACAAAGAAUAGCCGGGUAAUGCAUCUUAGUGAGCACAUAAUAGGAUUGCUUGAUCCCUGUCACUGUUCCUUACAUUGACACCCAUCUUUCUCUUUGCUGUAGGUAAAGGUGAUUUUAGGGGAGGAUCGUGAAGCGAUGGGCGUCCUGCUCAGUAUUGAUAACGAAGAUGGUAUUGUCCGCAUGGAUCUGGAUAAUAAUAUAAAAAUCCUCAACCUUCACUUUUUGGGCAAAUUGGAGUCCUGAGCUUGGGUGGGAGCAGUGCUGGGGUAGCUGUAUAUUGGUAUUGGGGUUUAAAACACAUAAGACCAGGUGUGACUAGUCAGUGUGUUUGUAUAGUGAUAAUCACACCCUACACCAUGCAUUUUGUAAUAUCUCCCCAAAUAAAGGAUUCUAUGCAGCUACUGUGCAUCUGGCCGGCUUCUGCCAUGUCUUGCGUCCUGUGCACAGUCACACCAAUGGCAGUCCGCACUCAGAUUUUAUCAAGGAAGCUUUGAGUGUUUGUUUUCAUUCUCCACUCAUCUGCAGCAGACCUGGAAUAUUAUUUUUUUUUUUUUUUUUUUAAAACAUUAUUUGCGCUUGUUUUUGCUGAAACAGAGGCUGUGUAUUCUGUUAUAAAUUCCAUGUGUGAUAUUUAUAUGGUGCUCUCAAUAAACAAGACAAAAUUUGGCUUUGGUUAUUUUCUCAAAAAGGGGCUUCAGUCCACUCUUUGUAACAAUCUGUGAAUAGUGAAAGAAAUGGUUGACAUCAUGGAAUUUUAAGGUAACAUGGCUCAAAAGGGCACAUUUACAUUAUUAAAAUCCUAACUGUGGUACUACGUGAUAUGACUGAGCGUGGAUGUGUUCUGGCCUAAAGCUACAUUGCUUUUAUAGGUUUC